AUGGAGAGAAGCAUGUUUUUGGCCUGUUUAUGGCUCACUUUGAUUGGGAUAAUACAGGGAGACACCAUAGGAAAGUCAAGAGUUAGGCAUUUGUUCGUUCAAAGGCGUUCUCCCAUUCCUGGUUCGCCGAAAAAGUUAUUCGAGCUUGCGCACGAAGUUGAAAACAAGCUGCAGUCAAGCAGCGACCAAAAUGUUCACAAACUUUUAUCCCGAGUUCGCCGAUCGCUGAAUCCGGACAUGAAACCCUCCGUGAAUGAGGUGAGAGUUGUUUGUUAAGCUUUUAAGGUUUGCUGCUAUUUGUGUGCCUUAAUUCAGCCUGCGAUGGAAAAAUAAUAUCAGAUGCAAUAUUUAUUUCUCCAACGACAAUUGUCAUACUAGCUUCCGCGUUGCUUCUCUUACCCAUGUUUUCACUGUUACGCGACCUUUGAAAUCCAAACCACUUGGAAAUCGAUUUUCUGUCAGUCAACGAUUUUACGAGCGCCUGGUUUGCUCGUUUUAUGCGUCUGAUUGACUGAAAUAUUUCCAAGCAGGUCGCCUAGCAUUGAAGAUAUGGUCAUCAUUCGACCGUCACUUAAUUUCAGCUCAUGAAGCUGAAGCAAUUUUGCCGUUUCCUGAAGUUGAUGUUUGUGUUGCGCCAGGAGUUUUACAAUGAAUAUCUAAGCACUGAGUGGCAUCCAUUUUGAAGGAAGGUGAUCUCUGGUUUUAUUGUUGAAGCUGCAGUGAAAUCAACAGUUUUGUUUAAAAAUUUAAUUAUGCCUAGCAUCAGCAAAUUCAGGAAAGUAAAAAACAAAAACUUUUUCCUCCAUGAUAACUGCCCAUGGUAAAUAAAGUCAUUUACAAGACACAACAUAAUUAUUUCCCUUUUCAGCUGUUGUCUGAUCCAAAAACGUUUUUAUGUCUCAUGCCAUCCAAUGGUGUAAGGUGAUGGGUGAUGACAUAACUUACCUCCAGUUGAGUUGUUAAAUAGUUCUAAUUAGAAUUUCUUAUUUCUCAGUGUGGUUGGUCUUUUUCACCAAUAUUCAACUUAGUUUGAUUCAAAUUUCUCUUUACUCCGUAGCCUUAAUCUUACUGGUAGGAAACAAAGAUAUUUCCAGUUUAUCUUUAGAGCAGAACUUACAAUGUACCUACAGCAUUAAUUUUGUUCAAAAGAAUAACUCAGAUGUUACCAUGCUGUUGCAAUUAUUUAUUAUUUAUUUGAACUUUAUUGCAGUUUUAAUGCUCUCACAAUAUAAAAUACUUCUAAGUGAAUUACAGCUGGUUGGUCAUUUGUUAAGUGAUGUUAAGAUAGGUUAAUAGAAGUGGCACAAUAGGAUCUGGUGUCAGUUGUGUAUUUUGUAUCAAUUGCUUUGCAUUGAUCACGUCCGCACUAGUUAUCUCAUUUGUUACCCUACCCUCCCACCCCCAGCAGUUGUAUUGUGUCCCAAUAUAUUAAAUUGCUCUGUUCAGGCCCACUCUCGUGUCAUCAUUUAUUUUUGCAAAUUGUACAGCACACAUUGUGUAUGUGUAAUAAUGAUGCUGCCUUAGUGAAGAUGAGCGAAAUGGACAGUUAUUAGUUGAAAUAGACAUCAAAGAAACUGGCUGUACUUCUUUUUGGUGGGUGUUGUCAUAAUGUCAAUUUUUUUGAAAGAAAGAAUGGACUUUGUUGUUGGUACCAGCAAGUAUAGGGUCCCUUGAUUAAUAUCUGGUUGCCCUACGUUUUUUCUGAAUAUCAAGGUGACUUAUGGGUCAUCCAGUAUUAGCAUCGUAUAUUUUAUGACUUCAAAGAAAAAAAGAUUUAUGGAACUCAUCCUGGAAGCUUGUUGGUCAAAUAAAUGUAAUGGUGUUUUGGAAGAGUGAUCAGAGUAAAGUGCAGAUGUUGGAUGUUGUGGGCUUGAUUUAUUUUGUGGAUCAAAUAAUUAGAAAUGGUAGCUAGAUUUAAUAAUCACACUUAUAUUACAUGUCUACCAUGUAGAACCAUGUGAUUGCACUAACCCUUAGCUCUGUAUGCGUAAACAGCAAAAUAAUUUACUUGUAUGGCACUAGUCUUGUAAGCCAAGGGUGUAUGUUGUAUUGUUAAAACAGGCCUUCUGAUAGAGUGCAAAAAAUAUUUUGUUAAGGCAAGUGAAACUUACAUUUUAGUAGUCAUCUUGUAAAGUCCUUGAAAAGUACUUGAAUUCUCUAUUAGGUCUUGAAAAGUCCUUGAAAUUCACUACUUUGUCUACUUCUGACACAAUUUUCUGUAAAAUUUGAUUUUUUGCUGACAAAAAGUGGGCUCAUCCUUUUGGUGCAAGAACCUGUAAAACUUACGGGUAAUGUAAAAGCAUUUUUGUGCAUAAACAAUAUUUUAUUUCUGCUUCUUUAUUUCGAAUGCUAUUUCUGUACCUCAGAUGCAAUAAAAUCAUUUGCAAUGUGCUGACUUGCAGAAAGUAUAAAAUAAUGUGAUCAACCAUGGCUGAAGAAGUUAAAUUCAUAAAUGACUCCAUGAUGUGUUAUAGCCAUGCAUGAGGUGUUCAAAAGGCGGUUAAAGACUGCCGAUUUAUUGAAUAAAUCUUAGUCCUUGAAACAGUAAUUUUUCCUUGAAAAAAUCCUUGAAAAGUCCUUGAAGUUUAUGUGUCUGAAAAUGUCCGAACCAUGAUUAAUGCUGGGCUCACUUGUUUGCUAAGUUGACCCUGUACCUUUUACAUGUAUUGCAUAACAGGAAGACAGUGAAAAAUAUUAACAUGCAUGGUUAAAUAAUGCCUCAGGCCAUAUGAAAUUAUCAACUUGGCUGUGAUAAACAAGAUGUUUUGGUUUGACUGUGUGUUUAAGUCAACUACAGCUAUGUGAAGCAUCUUUGUCAAUAAUUUUAAAGUCUUGAAGAUGACAUUUCACCUGGUACAUGUACAUAUACAUACACUGUACAUGUAAUAACGGACUUAAGACCUCUUGAAAGUUCAGAUUGUUGUUUGGUUAAAAACAUUCUCACUUAGUUGCUAGACCCCAUCAAGGAUUGUCUGACUUGUACAUGUACAUGUAGUUUGAACUUUUGAGUCUGUGGAUGAUCUUAACUCUGCUUUGACCACUCAAAUCAUACAACUAUUUGACAGUACUUUUGAUUGGUGAUUUCAGCAUUUGAAAAAUGAAUUUUGGAAAAUUUUCCUAAACUAAUUUUAUAUAGGCUUCCUAAGGUGGUCAUUAAGUGAAGUGUACAUUCCUCAAAAGGUUUAGGAAUUUGCAUAAUAAUAAUACAAACAAACAAAUCAAAAAAGGCAUCACAUUCUUCAUAUAGCAGUUGCAUUCUUGAGUAACUGUUGGGUUGUUCCUAGAGAACAUUGAACCUUCCUUGGGUUUCCUAUUCUCCUUUGCUUGUUACGUGCUUUUUAAAUAAUCAGGAUGCAAUAAAAUCUUGAAUUCCAGUUCCCCCUUUAGACAAGCAGUCCAGCUCUCGCAUUUUGCCUGCUCAGGCCCAUUAUACUCCCUAGGCUAGCGUUACGUAAUGUUGUAGGUACCAGUUGACCUGUACAGUCAAACCUUUGCUAAUUAGACUAGAGAGGUUAAACAGUUACAUGUACUUGCCCAAAAAGAAAAGCUGCUUGUCCCAGCACAGGCAGACCAUCCAACCUGUUUGAGGCAACGUGAUGUCACACGUGACACAUGAUCCCAUACAUUUACUGUAUUUUGUAAUGCCCACACUUGGCUUGAUUCAAUUUAUUUGUAGAAAUCAUUCAUAAAACACAGAAUUUUGCACCUUUUGGUCCCAAAUGUUGAUAUAAAGUUAGGAAAGUGAAGAAAGAUAACUUCCCGUAUGUUUUCAGUCACUUGAUACUGACACCCCCAACUAACAUAUCAUAAAACAAAAAGGCUUGCAAAUUCGGCAGCCGGCCACAGCUCAAUGCCUUCUGAAGUUUGCCCAUUUUCUCUCACUUCCACAUGUCCCUUACCACGCAGCCUAUAGAAAAUGAAAGCCAGAUAGUUUGUGAAGAUCUAUGCCAAAAACGACCUAAAGUGACAAGGCAAAUUUUCACAUGCGCCCCAAAAUCACCAUAGUCAGAGGAUGUGCACCAAAGUGGUCGAUCAUAAUGGCCAUAUUAAAUUCGAAUUAACAACAACUAACCCUUCUCACCUCCCCACAGCGCACAUCGUUCCUGAUGAAAAUGAUGGCUGGAAGCGGCUGAUGCAGGGCAUAAUAUUGUGAUUAUUUUUUUCUGCUGUAAGUCGCCUUUCGCUUGGCAUCCAAAAUUUGAAAAUAACCUGAGAUUAGAGCAGAAUGACUGCAAAAUACUCUUUGUGUUGACUCAGUGCGCUGUUGGGAGGUGAAAAAGGUUAAUUGUCAUUAAUUCGAAGUUGAUUUGGCUGUUCUUCAUUUUUCUUGCAUUUAUGAACAUUUUGGAUGUGCAAAAUUCUGUGUUUUCUGAAGCACUUCUACCAAUCAUUUGAAUCAAGCUGCGUGCAAGUGUUACAAAAUACAGUAAAUGUAUGGGAUCAUAAAUUAUGUUGUGUGUGACAUCACUAUGCCUCCAACAGUUCAGAUGGUCUGGCUGUGGUACCAGAUGACCAGACAGGAUUGUCUUUGAGCCCUGAUAACGCAGUAGAAUACAAAUGAUUGGUUUUUUUUUUUUUAAAAAAAAAACAAAAAAAAAAAAAACAAAUGAUUGUUGCCAUAAUUUAUACAUAGUCAAGUAAAUUAUUGGGAUAUCCUCUAAUAUUAAGUUUCCUUUUGGAGAUAUCUUCAAUUUUACCAUGUGACAUUUCUGUACACCUGUACUUAAACCUCAAGUACACUCAAUAAUAUACGAUAACCUUUUAGUUAUAAAUGUCGUGGUCUGUGCCAAUAUUAUUUUGCUUCAUGACUAAUGAGGCACAGAAUGUACAAUGUACAUGCAGAUCAUAAAAAUUACCACUUUGGGAUUGUAUGUCCAUGAAGGCUUGGAAGAAAAAAUAAUAGUUAAUACAGAAAAUGAAAUUAUUGUUAUUAUUAUUAUUUAUACUAUAAUAUAAUAAGUGAAGAAAGAAACUAUUCAUUUACAAAUUCUAAAAAAUAGAAGUAACUUAAAGUUACAUAAAAGAAGAGGAAAUAGAUAUAAUUAAUAAUAAAAGUUCAAAAUUCUAUAAAAUAAAGAAUUCCAUUAUGCAGAGAUAUUAAGAUCAUACAAUCGAAUUAUACUAAUGAUGGCUAAACCAGUGUCCAUAAAAAGCCCUAAGUAUAAAAGCAUAUAGACACGUAUUUCAGAUAUCCGCACUAGCGACAUUUAUUUUUCAGUCUAAUGAUUGCUCUAUCUUGCUACGAAACGGUGUUCGCAAACCUCUGAGGCAUGCAUGUACCGAUCUUAAGAGUUCAAACGAGAUCUGUGUCCUGAGCCAAGUGAUUACAACAUGAUAAGGCUCGGUGUCUUUCUGAGCUAUCUUGUCUGCGAGAUGCUUUAUUGCUGCGGAGCCACCGUAGGGAGUGAGCAGCAACAUAAUCAGGAUUUAAGCGAAAUAUAUAAGGGGUGACGAAUUCUCAAAUUCAUCACUUUUUACCACAAUGCAUUGCAUUUAACCAGAGUGCAUUGCGCCACGAACAAGUCAAAUAAAAACACGGGGAAGUUCGCAUCGUUCGCUGCCCAGACUCAGAGUUUUCUUUGUAGCAAAUUUUCUACAGCACAGUUAGAGGUCUUACCAAAUUUAAGACACGCAGGAGUCUUUCAGAUGAGUACGAUGGUUAACUUGGGGAUUGGAUUUCAAUUCAAGAGCCUUUGACUCGUCCAGGUGUUAAACCUGAUGAGAAGAUAAGUAUUUGCUCUUCGACUCCGCAACACGGGGGAUAUACAAAUUCCAGCUUGCUAGAAGGUGAUGUGAAAGUGAGAAAAUGUCAUGCCAUGCUAUUCUUAAGAACCUGUAUGAGCCGAAAAUGGAUGUGAUUUUGACCAUUCGCUUCAAAAUAACAGCGGAAAUCGAGAUAACAAAACAUAUGUUUUGUGUCCUACUUUGCAGACGAGGACGUGUAUCGGCGUUUUGAAAAGUAUAAUUAUGUUCUUUCAUUCAUUCAUUGCCAUGGAAGAUGCGUUUACAUUGUUUUUUCACUGUUAAUAGCUCGGUUAAUGCGGCCGGCGAUCAUCUUGCCGGCGGAAGUUUCAUGGAAAAGGAAUAUGAAAGACUUUUACUACAGAUUACGUAAUCAGCCUCUGCGCUGUAGUGGUUAGGUGUAGUCGCUUCGAGUCGUAGGUGCCGGGUUCGAGUCCUACCGUCUCAGUCUCACUGCCUAACUAAUGCCAGUAUCAACAGAAUGUGCCGCAGCAUUACUAUCUUUUAGAUACCCUAGUACUAUAAUUGAUUGAUUUUGAGCUUCGCUUAAAAUGCUUAAUUUGAUGCGUUUAGGAUUAUAUAUAAUGGUUAUUAGUUGGCCAUGUCAUAUCACAUUCUAGUUUAUAAUUAACGUAGGGUUAUAAACUGCCUAACACUUGGGAGAGGCCAUUCAUUAAGUUUCAAUAAGUGAUUGAAGCAAAAGUUCAAGAGAUCUAGUAUUGUAAUCGUAAUUUUUGUCUUGCAGUUUAAGCUGAAUGACAGUCAUUACAUGGCAUAUGUCCACUACAACAGAGAAACUAUUGUGCUGUUAACACGGGAUCGAAUACCUGGAUUGCACAGUAACAGUCAUGUCUGGAUCUCCAAGAAUUAUGGACAUAGCUUUCAGAAUCGUUCAUCACUCUUUACCCUUAGGAGUGGCUCGUCUGCCUUGAUUAAUAUGUUUCAUGUAUCUCCAGUUGAUGACUCAAAGGUGUGCAAAUCAUACUCAGGGUGUACAUUAUAUUCAAUAUUUGCUUCUAGUUGUAUAUGUUGCAGGUUAAAAUUAAAUUCAGGUUAAAUUUUUUUAACCUAGGUUGAGUUUCAAUUUCCUUUGUCCCCUAGCCCUACCUGCAACCUGGGUUAAAAACUUUUAACCUGAAUUUAAUUUUAACCUGUAACAUAUCUGUUGGUGACCAAGUGUGAGGCCAAUGGCUGCAAGAAUAUUGGCCAGAUUCUUUUUUUGUGUUUUCAUUGACUGAGACAAAGUCAAGGUCAAUAAGAACACAAAAAAAUCACAAGGCCAAUGUCCAGCUAUUUUGACCGAACAAGCUUGGUCAAUAAAGGAUUCAUUAUAUGGCCUAAAAGAGAACUUAUUCAUUAUCUGUGCGUUUUUCCCAUUCAAACAUUUUUCUGUUUCUGUCCAUUUUGCCUUUCAUGGUCACAAAUAUUUUGCCCUAUAAAAGUGGCUUCUUGUUGACAAAAUGUUUUCAAAAACAAGCAAAAUUUUGUGUAGUGCGGACAGGGCCUGAAGCAAAAAGAUAUUUGGACAGGUGCCUUCUCAUGUCAUCAUCAUCAUCAUGGAAGUCCAUCGUGAGUGAUGGAGACAUCAUCAGUGACACCAAAGGUGAGAAUGCAGCCCAAGGUUCAAUGCACAGAUGCAAGCACACUGAAGGCACCUUACAGCAGUACUUGUUUCAGUUCUCCUCUUUUUGAAAAUUUUGAAUGUCCUCAUGGACGGCAAUUCUCCAGGCGCUGUGAUCUGUAGCAAGCUAGGGUUUCCCAUCCAGCACUUCUGUGUUGGAGCUGACUCUAUCUUCCCAAGAGAUGCCCAUGACCUUGCGAAGGCAGCAGAGGUGAAACUGAUUGAGUUCUAAAACGGGGAAAGACCAUUGUGAUUUAAAGAACAAAUAUCACAUGCUGAGUGUUAAUUUGGCUCUUUUUUAUUUUUGUUUUGUAGUACCUUUUUGUCGACAAACGUAACAAAGUGAUAUUUAGCACAAGAGAUGACUGUUCAACAUUUGUCCGGUCCAGCCCACUGAGUUUUUCACCAGAUGAAAUACUUUUUCAUCCAAGUAGCACUGAUGUUGUUUUGUCUUAUGAUGAGAACACAUCAAAGGUAAUCCAUUAUAAAAAUAAAAUAAACCUGGAAUGUAUUUUUAUAAUGACAUUUAAACAGUUUGAAUAAAUGACGGCCAUUGUUUCAGAAAUUCCAAGUUAAAAUUGAGGAGUAUUUUCAAAGAAGUCUGUUAAUUCCAUUAAGUAUGAACUAAACAGUAUGUUGCCUAUUACACUGUCUGUAUUAAUACUUUUGUCUUGUAUUAAUUAUAUUAAUAUUUUUAUUGGUAAUGUUAAUUUUGCUUAGCUGCGUCAAAUCCUGAGGGGUGGUUUGGGUGGUUUGAACCCCCUAAACUGAUAUGAAAACGUUUUAACACAAGCGGUUUCUGACCUAAAACUUUGGUGGACAUACAUUGCUAACAAGCACUAUAUGACCAUUGUUAUCUUAUGAAAAAUGACUGUGGUGAAAAGCAAAAAAAACCUGAUAGAGGAGAGUCUUUUCCCGGUUUUAAAUGCCCUGUUGAUUCCAUUUUUGAAGAAGCUCAAGAGUGAUCAUCUUAGGUCUAGAGCACUUGGCAAAUACAAAUUUAAAACCACUGUUUCUGAUUUAUUUUCGAUAUUGGUCUCGAUUAUUGCAAAUUUUAAGAGUGAUCCAUGUUUAAAGUAGCUAAAAAACCUAGGUUGAUUCUCAAUUUGAUGAAUUAGGGCUAGGAAAAAAAGGAAUUGAGAAUUUUAACCUAAACUUAAUUUCGACCUCUAACACAUGCAUGUACAAUACAUGUAUGUCGCAAGUUUAACUUACCCUAGCCUAAAUUUUGUUCAGCUUUAUUAAUAUUGUUAUGUACAAUGUACAUGUAGUUAAUACCUUGAUGUCUGUGUUUUCUGUCAACAGCUGUAUUAUUCUGUAGACUUUGGAUCGAACUGGAGACUGAAAGAUGAGAAUGUUCGUUCAUAUUACUGGUGAGAAAAAGGACAACAAUUAUGUGUUUUCAAGUGUUCUUGGUUUUUAAUUCUUGUUCUGUUCACAAUUGUUUGAGUUUACCUUACUUUGCUUUCAAUAGGGGUAUUCCACCUUGGGACACUGUAAAUACACUGUACAUUGAGCGAGAAGAAAUUACAGGUAUAGUUUACCUGUUGGUAAAUUUGUCAUAUUGUUUAAGUGUCAUGAUCUUUUCCAUAUUAGAAUCAAAUUUUUUUUUUAAUCACUCAAGCAAUAGAAAACAUUUUUCGUGUUUGCAUAACCUGAUAGAAACACGAGGGGGGUUGGGAGAAUAUGAGACAGUUAUGCAAACCCGAGAUAAAGUCGAGGGUUUGCAGAAGGGUCAAGACUUCUCCCAAGCCUUGAAUGUUUAUAUCAGGCUAUGCAAAUACAGGAAAAAAGUUUUCUAUUGCUUUUAUAAAUUAACUUUCCUACGAAAAAACAUAAAACUCUUUGUUAUGGCACUGAUUAAAAGAGAAAUUCUCACCAGUCGCAAAGUCUAGUACACGAAGUCUUGGACGUGUAAUCAGUUCUUGUUUUGCAAAAAAGAGGCUUUCCAUUUAAGCAAAAAAAAUUGACACAGCAUGUUUUGUAAAGAGUUUCCAAGUUUCAGCUGUAUAAAUAAAGUAAACUUGUCGAGUUUUCAAUUCAAAAUUUUUUACAAAUUUGUGCCUCCAUGAUAAGGGUGUGAAAAGCAAAAAAAUCUUGAUGUCACAACCAUGUUUAUAAUUAUAGUCUCAUGCAAACACUCUUCUUGGCCUAUCAGAGUGUGCGUACUAUCUUGUUUUAUAAACAGUUAUACAAUCAUGGAACUGUGAUUUAUCUCAAUUUUCUGAAUUCCCAGCCUUUUAUUGUACUGCAGUUGUUUUUAAGUAAGUAAAUUAACUUGUCCAUUAUCCAGAAGCUUUUGUGGAUGCUGAAGUUGUUUGCAGACAGGUGUUUUCUCCUUGGGCCUAGGAAUGAAGUUUACAAAGCUGUGGUCAAUAUUUUUGCCCUGUUUUGUUUUUUUGGACAGCUUGUCUUCUGUUUUUUGUCUCUUAAAAACAUCCCAGUAAAGGUAAGGAAUGUGAUAAUUGCAUGUACAAUGAAGGCUGAAAUAUACUCAUGCAAUUCUUUUUCUUCUUCAGGUGGCCUUUCUAAUGUUGUCAAAACAGACUAUUUUUCCAACUUUGCUACAACUAUUAUCUCAAGAGUGAAUGAUUUUGAAGUCAUUGAUAACUACAUGUUUUCUACAAAUUCGGUAUGUACAUUGUAACUCUUUCAAAAUGCUUUCCUACUAUGUUUGAUCUUAAACAUCACAUUCGCAUGACCAACAUGUACACUGUACUGUGCCUUUUUGUAGGCACACAUGCAGUGUUCUCACCAGGAUUUUGCCUUGGGGAGUCCCAGGGCCCCCUCUUCUGAGAAAUAGGGGCCCUGUAAGAACAUUAGGGGGACAAAGUUACAAAAAACACGCGUUUCGAAGAACCUGAGCCCGCACUCCAAAUUGUCUGUUACAUGAAGUACCUACCUGAUCCAAUAUGGCGGAAGAGGUGUUUACGAUUCGGAGGAGGAGUUUACGAUGUAGUGGGACGUGCGUGGGACCAAUGAAAGUAAAGGCAACAAAAUUAAAGACUUUGACUUAUUUGAUAUCAUGUUUUUUAUUUAUUCAAACAAACAGAAUGCUUUAGUGUUAGGGUGACCAUUAAAACUACUUAAGUCCGUUUGACUCGUAGCUUGCCCUUGCGCCCUAACGGGCGCAUCUUCUUGGUUUUAAUGCGCCAUUUCAGUUUUUUCUUGCGGGAAUCCCGCAAGGCCGCGGCCUGGUGAGAACACUGCACAUGUACAUGUAACAUGUGUUUUACAAGGUGGUAAAGAAGCUGGAUAUCUGUUUCUUGUACUCUUGAUCUUUGCCUUUGUUUAUAAAGAAUGUUGAAUACCUGAUUUGUCCAUUAUAAAUUACAUGUUAGAUAUCUGUUAUUAACUAUGUACAAUAACAAUAACAAUGUUAUACCUUUUUCCAUGGCAAAUUUAGUCUUGUAAGUCCUAAUGAUUAUAUUAUCAUCUAAUUUAUUUCAGUGGAUAAUUACAUGUACAGUUAUUUGUUUAGAUCAUUGUCUCAAUUAUUUUCUCAGCAGUUUGAAAUAGUGUGUUCUUAUUAAAAAUACUUUUAUAUUUCCCUCAAUCUUCAAGUCCUCAUCACCAGGUGGAUCUGUUACCUUGAUGGUGUCAUUAAAUCGUUCAUCAUUCCGGCCAGCUCAAAUUCCUACAAACGCUCCAACAAAGGUUUGGAAUUUUAAGACAUAAAGUUUAAGAUAUUUUGUAGUUUGAUGAAUUUCUACAAGAAAAAGGUCUUUAAAAAUUUACAUCCAUGUACAUGUGUACAUGUUUUUAUAUGUUCUGUUAAUUCAGAAUGGAAUGAUAUAAUUUUAAUAUUAUUGUAUAUUAUUGUAAUAUUAUAUUAUUAUGUUAGGAUUAUCAUUAUUAUUAUCAUUAUUGUUGUUGUUAUUAUUUAUGAUCUCAUUAAACAUUCAUACCCCUCCCCAUGGGAGAGCUUUGAACAUUUUGUGGUGGAGAGGGACUGUAAAAGCAAACUGUCUUAAUUUGUAACUUAUAGCUUGAGAUUGAAGUGAUGCACAUGUAAACAAGAAUAAUUAUGCUUAUGGAUCAGUGGGGGAGGGGAAGCUACACUUUGAUAGGAAAUCUAUGAAUAUUAAAAAAAUUCUGGAAUAUUACACUUAAAUCACCCUACACUGUGUAGUUGAUAAGAUGAAUUUUGAACCCCAACAAAGCUCUUUGUGUAUCUUUUUGUAAGUGUCAAUUUUACCACCAUGAUCAAGCGCAAUUAUUAGGAUAUGUCAAGAAAACCAUCCUGGGGCAACUGAUCCGUUAUUCAGUAAAUCACUUCCAUGAAGUAAUUCUUUGUAAGUGGGUCAGUACGGUGUAAAAGAUUUGGGAUCACUUCCAACAAAUUGUCAUUAUAUUGCAUAUAAUAAUUAUAUGCAAUGAUAUUAUAUAACAUGAACAGCUGGCUUUUGUAACCAACUUCUUAUCCAUACUACAGCUGUGCUACCAUAAUAAUUUUUGUACAAACGUACGUGUUUAUGGUUCUUUCAUUUGCAGGAUUUUUAUGUUGCUGAUGCAUCAGAGAACCAAGUAUUUCUUGCAGUUGCUCACAGUGCAAGGACAACACACCUGUAUAUCUCAGACACGUCUGGAACAAAGUACAGCUUGUCUAUGGAAAGAGUGCUCUACUUCUCACAAAACACCACUUCUGCUUGGCUCAGGUGACAAAUGAUAACACUUCACAUAUAUGUUUUUAAAAAACUGAAAUGGUUCUCUUCACUUUUAACUUAUAUAGUAAUAAACGUUUGUGCAGGCUUUCCCCUCCUUCCCUGUCUAACAUUACUGUUCUCCCUUCCUCAAUGACUAGACUUGGUUACACUUACCGUAGUGUCCUAAAUCAUUCUGAUGUUGUACCAUCUAGUUUUCUUCCCUUGUUUCUAUCUUCAUGUGCAUAGAUUGUCACAUUUUUCACCACUAUGUACAUUGUACACACCUCCACCUUAGGUUGUUGGGUUGUGGCGGAAAAAACACUGUAUCAAUAUAUUCAGUCGCAUCUUAGAGAAUAUUAUCAUUUAGUAAAAUUAUUGUAUUUUUUUUGUGGAUGUGUUGCGCUGUACAUUUAAAUUUUGAUUUUAUGUGAUAACUCUGUAUAUACAUGUACAAGUAACAAAGUGCAAACAAUUUGUAAGUGGAUGCGCACCUCAAAAGACUGAAAGUGAGUAAAAAACUGUGUAGCCCAAGAAAAUAAUAAGGUCUUCACCUUUUUGCAUUUCUGUUUUUGUUUUUUAACUGGGCUCCAUUGUAGAGGAAACAGAUUUUGAUCAGCUUUGGUUAUUUUUUUUUAAUGUGCCAGGCGUUACAUAGAUGACACAUUUGUAGACCUUCACAAGGUGCAAGGAAUGAGAGGGGUGUACAUUGCAACACAGCUCACAGAUGGUCGAGUAGGGAGAAGGCAUCUUAUGACCAAGAUAACAUUCGACAAGGGUGGGGUGUGGCAGCCAGUGGCAGCUCCUGAGAGGGAUAACAAUGGAAAACUACUAAACUGCAGUCUGGUAAGGUGAUCUGUUGAUCAUGGAAGAUUAAGGUGCAACGUUAUGAGGUGGAGGGGAUUAUUUUGACUGCCGCCUGGUUAGCUCGGUUGGGAGAAUGCCAGUCUGCUGAGUGGGAGUUUGUGGGUUUAAACCCUGGCCAGACCAACACUCAGAGUCUUUAAAUAACUGCGAAGAAAGUGCUGCCUUUUUAAUGACAUCUGCAAAUGCUUAGACUUUGUAGUCUUCUUGGAUAAGGAUGAAACGCCAUAGGCAUCUGGUCCUGUCUCACAUUACUUUCACUUACCUGGUUCUCGUGGGACAUAGAAGAACCCACACCACUGUUCAAAAAGAGUAGACCCCAUUAGUUUGGCCUGCAACCUUUCCUGGGCUGGGUAGGUUAUCUGUAAUGGAGAGAUCUUAAUUGUGGGCUCCUCUUGUCGCUGCAAUCCUAAUCUGCCAGUUUUUAAUCAUGCAUGUGUCGCAUGUAUGUAGCCAGCAUACAUUGGACUUCCACUAAGAAUGAAUGGAAUAUGCAGAACGAAAUUUGAUCUUGCGCAUUUCGACCUUCUAUCAUUUGUAAUCUGAUAACAUGCAUUUUGACCAUCUGUCAUGUGAAACCUACACAAUGCACAGCAUUUUGACCUUUGGUUAGUUUUAGUAUAGAGAUAACCUCAUAUUCCUCCUCCAGGUGUCAUAAUGGCUACUUGUAAACUGUGCAUGUGUGUUGCACAUUUUACUGCUCAUGCGAGCAACUUGCCACAUGACAGAUUCACUUCUUUGAAGUUGCAGCAACAUUGAUAUCAAGAUCUAAGGCAGCCUUGUACUUUCCACUGCUUUCAGUUUGAUUUCUAUACAGUAUUAAUACUCUUGCAGAAAAUGUAGCUUAAAUGUAAUUUAGGUAAAGUCAAACUCAAGACAUGCUGGCCAGUCAGUAGCUGAGACCUGUUUCUCAAUACUUUUGGUACCUUUUUGGUCCUCAAGGCAAAUUUUAAGAUCAAAACCUAAAGAACAGUGGUGUGCAUCCUGGCUCAUUAUUUACAAUGUAAUUUUCUAAUAAUGAGUACAUUUAUUAUUUUGUUUCAGCCGGGCUGCUCUUUACAUUUGUCUCAAAAAUUUGGAUCAUACUACCCUCGAACCCACUUCUCUCCAAUGAAAUCUUGGAGUUCAGCUCCUGGAAUUAUCAUGGCAAUAGGUAAAUCAAAAUGUCUGUAACUUAUUGUUUAAUAUAGUUGUGCCAUACAGCCAAAUGUAGAUUUUUUCACUGAUGUGAUUGGUGACCAAUGGGGGCAUCACACACAAUUAUUUUUGUAAAUUUUAGUUAGUAUUGUAAUUAGUAUUAAGUUGAGUGUUGUAAUUAGUUAAAUGUAAUGCUUGAAAGUAAUAAUUGUUCCUGAAAUGCCCCUUUGGGGAGAAAACAACAAAGUGUGUACCUUAUUAUAGGAAAUUAAAGCUCCAUGAAAUUAACGCGAAUCGUUAAAAUUUGCGUUAAUUUAAGUCGCGUUAAUUUUGUUGAGCAUUAAUUUCCGCGACGUUAAUUAAGUGCAUCGUUAAUUUCCGCGCUCUUAAUUUCCAGUAUUUUAACCCCAGUUUUGGAACCUGUCCAGACAUUCUUGACACCUAAAAAACAUUAACUACAAGCUUUCUUUCCAUUUACCCUUUAUUUUUCAUCUUUCACAAAAGCUAAGGCGAAGGUUUCCAAUAUUUCGUGUUCAUCUUCAUCGUUGUCGCGGUCAGAAGUGACGUCAGCUCAGUUUUGUUCAGUUUUGAAUUUUUUUGCAUCCAGUGUUGAAAUAAUUUUUUUCCAGUUGUCACCACCGUGUCUUAAUCACAUUAAUUUCCUUUAUUACGAAAUUCUACCUCCUCUUUCGCGUUAAUUUUCUUUAUUCGAAAGCCGUUUUCCAUGAAAUUCGCGUUAAUUCAAGUCGCGUUAAUUUCCAAUACCUUAAUUUCAUGGAGCGUUAAUUUCCUAUAAUAAGGUAUGUAUGUGUUUAUACACCCUGUAGUUACAACAGUUGAUGUUGUUAACACACCAUUAGCAUUAUUCAAUUGUGAACGGCAUUCAAUGUUGUUUUUACCAGGCAGUUAUGGUGUUAACCUGAAGAUCAGCGGUGAUGUGUUCCUUUCUAGUGAUGCAGGAAUGAGCUGGCAUAUGGUUGGUCUCUUAAACAUACUCUGCCAACAGUUGCCUAAGAGGAGCGGAGGGAAAAGAAAAUCGAUGAGUGAAAUAAGCCAAGCGUGGCUGCAGGAGAAAAACAGGCGGGGGAACCUGUAGACUUUGUCUUGAUGCUGCCUGAAUCCAUGAUACCAGAUUCUGAUGUCAUGAUCUGAUUGGUCAGGUAGCUGACUGUUGACUUAUUCCGCCAAAAAUUCCCAUGUGCACAUGAAUGUUAUUGAAGCCAAUGCAUUCAAGUGUGAAAAAAAAAUCACUAUUUGACAAUUCUAAUUUCCUUAUUGACAUUACAGGAUAAUUGCAAGUGGGCAGAUGGGCAGCAUCAAAAUAAAGUCUUCAGGCUCCCCCACCUUUUUUCCUCCCUCCCUUCACUCGCCGAUUUCCUUUUCGCCCUGCUCCACCUUGGAGCCUGUUUGGAGGCUACUUAACCAUUAUGAUUUUUUAGUAGAGCUUUCGAUUAGAAUACCCUGGGUAAUAAAAUUUGGUUUCUAUACAUUCAAGAAAUUUUGGUUUUGACAAAAAUCAUCCAUCCGUUGGUCCGUACAUCCACCCCUUCCUUUUAGUAGAUGUGAAAUGACAAACUUACUAGCUUGAAGUCCAAAGUAUAUACAAUCUGUGUUUAUCUUGAUAUUGGAAAACUAUGUUAUGGUCAAUUGACAGCCGUCAAAAUAGGGUAUCCACUGACCAGUAUAACAUGGGCUCAGGUGUACAACUCAUUGAGGUGACUUGUUUUUUUAAAGUUCUCCGCCGACCAGUUAUUGGUUUUUAGUUGAUCACAGGCCAACGAUUUUAAAAGUGCAAGCAGGUUAACAUUUAUUUGGAAGUCUUACAACAAAAUUCUUAAAGGGUGAGAGAAAUUUGUGAUUCUGGUUAAUCCUCUCAGAUUCUACAACAGCCUUGGUGGUGGUACAACAUCGGAGAUCACGGUGGUGUGUUUAUAGCUGUUCCAAGAUCCAGGCUCACAAACCUGAUUUAGUAAGUCACAGUACAUAUAUGUAGCUAUAACCAAUUUAGGAAACCUCCACACGUAUCUGUUGAAAAUGGUCACCGAAAAGUAACAGCGCAUCAUUUCAAAAGUACUCUCCAGAGUGGAAAUGUUUGCAAAUGCCAUUUUGCUGUACUCUUGUGGUUGGAUGAAUUGGAGGUGUUUUGAAAAUGAUUGCAUCACUGUGUUGGGUACCAGUAAAUGCGCAUGCUCCUUUCAAAGGUGGUACCAUUUUCAAACCAUUUUCAGUCACCAUUACGUUUUCGUGUGGGCGGGCAAAAACCAUUCAAAAAUGCAACGUGUGGAAGCAGAUCUUUUUGAAAACAGAGGAAAAAUAUCUCCGUUUUCAGACAAAAACAGAUACCUGUGGACGGGGCCAUAGGGCCUGUUUACGUGAAGUUGGGGGGGGGAGAGACCCCAGGUAGGUGAGGUAACCUACCUGUCCAUAUAUUCUCUCAUUUUAAUUUAAUUACGUUUACAUGAUAGGUGGGGUGACCCGCCACAUGUUACCUCACCUAUCUGGGUCUCCCACCUCCAUGUAAACAGGCCCUUAGUCUCACGUAGUUGGCAGCUACAAUAUAUGUAUGUAAAUUUUUUGGAACAAAAGAAAGCUUUUACAGGAUUGGUUUGGGGCACCAACAUGGUCCCUGUUUUAUUGUUUUGCAGUGGAACAACUAUAUACCAGACAUGACGUUAUCUGAAACCCUCUAGAGGAAAGAUUAUAAGCUCUUCACAAAAAAAUUUUUUAGUCAGAAUCAGAUAAGAAAGCAGGAGAAAAAUAGAGUUUUUUGUUUCAUCAUCCAAGAAGAAUUUGACUUGUACAUUGAUAUCAGUGAAUCUUUGCAAUUACUACAAAUGUACUUUUGCAAGGUAAUUAGCAGAUCAUGGUUUCACACACAUGCAAAAAAAUGCAUGUUUUAUUUUUGCAAAAUGAAGGUUUCCCUUAAUAUUGUUUUUUCAAAAUAAAUCACGAAAGUUUAUUAAUAAUCGCUGCUUAUUUUAAAUCAAUUGAGAGUCUUUUUUUCUCACUUGCACAGUCAUUGUUGAAUAUGAGAUGAUUAUUGUUAACUCAUAAUCAACACACGCUUGUGAAGUAUUUUUUGUUGAAAUAAUGAUAAUCCUGAGAAGACAUCACGUCGGCUACAUGUAUUGGUUUAAACUCUUUGUUCUCUUGUGAUGUUUAGUUACAGCUGGAACGAGGGUGAGACGUGGAUGACGUACAAGUUCCUGAACAACACUAGAAUGUAUGUUUAUGGUCUGCUGACCGAGUAUGGAGAGCAGACGGCAAAUUUCACAAUUUUUGGAUCAUAUCCUGGUUACCAUAAGUGGGUUGUUGUGCAAAUGGAUUUGAGGAAAGUCUUAGGUAAGUUAAAAAUGAAAAUGUUGAGUACAAGUUAUUAUUGGCAAUUUGUUUAAAUUAUGUCAAAUGGUUUAAGAAGAUGUAUACAGAUGAAUUUAUGGAAGCCUUGGCUCUGCUCUACUUGCACCCGGCGGACUUUUGCCCUUUGGCGACAAGGAAAUCUUACAUUUGCACAAGGCUUGUAAGUCUUUUGGUCGCCUUGGAUUGUAAUGGGCAUUUUGAGGCUGUACUUGAAAGCGAAGGGGUGAUGUGUUGAAUUCUUUGAGACUGUUUUGGAACGCUAUCACUUUUGUCUUUGGCUAUUCAAAAAUUAGCACAGCAAAAGGGGGCAAAACGGUUGUGGUUAACGUUACAAUCAUCAAACCAGAAACAAACGUUAAUGUAUGGCAUACUUUCAUGCGGGUCUCGUAACGGAUACCUCACGAAAGAGGCGUGUCUCCUUCUCGCGCGCCCGUUUUUUCUUGUGCCCACUACUUCCAAGCGCCUGCUACGCAGGCUAGGGAAACGCACCAUCGGUGUCCUGUCUUCCAAGCAGCCAAUACAUGACCCACGCUUAGUGCCGGUCCUAAAGGUGUCCGUCUUAGACAGAGGAAGUUGACUGUGUCUGUGUUCGUGCCACUAUUGACUGUGAACGUUUAUGGCGAAGAUAAUGGUUUUAAACAGGUUUUCUCAUCUCAACUAACUUUACUUAACUUUAACCAUUACAUUGUAUUGAUAACGUGUAGGUGCUCCUUGUAAGAAAGAUGAUUAUAAACAGUGGAUUCCGUCUGAUGAACAAAAUAACACUUGCCUGUUGGGAAGGAAGAUGGUUUAUGAGCGGAGAAUUGCUCACGCUCAUUGCUACAAUGGCUAUAAUUACGAUCGACCGAUUAGACAGCAGAAUUGCCUGUGUGACCGGGAGGACUUUGAAUGGUAAUGGUGACUCUUAGUUUUGUUGCAAACGUCGUGCUACUCCCGUGCCGCAAUUGAUAGAAUUUGGCACGGCAGUGGCCCGACGUUUGAAAUCAUUCAGUUCAGCAACUUAAAUUUAGUUAAUUUAUGGCAAUUAAAUUCGACAGAGUCUUCCGUGCUACACGGCAGUGGCACGGCUGGGUUUCAAACGUCGUGCUAUUGCCGUGCCGGACUCAAUUCAUAAAUUAUGAAAAUGUAUAUGUGAAAGUGUUUUGACUCUACUGCGCUUCACUGCGACGUUUUUGUUUAUUUUAAAUUUGGCGCGACUGAAUUAAAUUCGUUGUUUGAAACCACUCCCGUGCUAUUGCCGUGCAACUGCCAGGUCACAUUCAUUUGAGUUCGACACGGCAGUAGCGCGACUUUUGAAACGGGCCUUAGUUACCAAAGUUUUUGAAACUACAGUUGGAAAUUACAGUCAAACUUCUCGUAAGCGACCACCUAAACUACGAAGAUUUAGUGGUCGCUUACGGGAGUUGGUGGCUGGCGAGAAUGGACCCACAGCGGGUUUGGGGCCCGUUUCUUGAAAGGCCUGGUAACUUUUCUGGUCUGAGGGCAAAUUUUAAAAUCAAAACCUAGCUAAACCUGUUGAAUAUUAGCACGGUUCCAAGCUCACAAACUGGUCAAUUUUGUUCGCUAACUGAUAAUUUCAUUCUAUCGUUUUCAAAAUUAUUGAAACUUUGAUCUUGAAUGCAAACACAGCAAACAUAAAACAGCUUUUCGGGCCCGAAAAGUUAUCAGGACUUUCGAGAAACGGGUCCCUGUCCCGAAAAGAGGUCUGAACACAUCUACAUUUUAGAACAGAAUUCAUAGCAUGCAAGUUACGAUAUGUGUAGAUCCUUAUUGUCGCUAAAAGAUUUUCUUUAAAACGGUAUAAUUCUUCGCAUACUCCGAGUAGUGUGGAACCUACAGUGCACAGGGCCGUUUUGUUUUUUUUUCACUUCAUUUUUUGUUUUAUUUUGUUUCCUAGUGACGUGGGCUACUACGAGGUUGACGGUAGUAAUGUGUGCACUUUUGACAAAUCCAGCGGUCUUACCCCAACCAGGAUGCCACCUAUAUGUCCUGCCGGCACAACUUAUCGUCGCACGAAAGGGUUUGUACAUCUUUAUUUGGUGAAGUUAUAAAAUUAGUGGGCAUUUUCUCAUGUGGACACAUAUAGGCCCCUGAGAUUCACCGUAUAAUCUGAUGGGGCGAUUUUCGCAUGAAACAAAAACAACAAACGAACGGAAAUAGAGCGAUUUGAUUGGUUUAUCGAACGGAUACAAACCCGUGUGGCUUUUGGUUGGUUAAGCGAACGCUCGGGUGAAAAACUUUAUGCCCGAGAACUCUCUAGAAAUCAAUCGAUACUUCGCUUUGACGUCUUACUGCAACAGGAUUGGCCAAUCGAACAAUGCCUUCUCCAUAUUAGGGUUUUCUUUGGCGGGAAAACAAAGAGGCCAUGUUGUGAUCUUUUCAUCCAUUGACUGAUAGAACACAUAACAAACUCUUAAUGAAACCAUUUUCAAGGUCAUACGAUAAUCGCUCUAAACUAUGUUGUCACACCGCUUGCUCAAUUCUUUAAUGGUUAACCCUUUAAGCCUCAAUACCCACAUACAAAUUCUCGAAACUGAUCUCCAUACAUCUCCUUUAAGAAUUAGUUAAGAGAAUUUGAUAGCAGAUCAAAGGAUUUUCUCUUUAGUGGUCAUUUCAUAAAUUCUCAUAACCUUAUUUCUUGACAAGGUAUGAAUAUUGUUGGGAGAAAAUUGAUGUUGGUGACCAUUGGGACUUAAGCGGUUAAUUCCAUAACGGAUCAUUAUACGUUCUGGGAAACUGCCCACCUACCCCUCCCCUAAGCCAACAUUUUGCCCCAAGUGAGAACUCAAUGUUAAUGUUGGCGCAGGGGAGGGGUAGGUGGGAAAUUUCCUAGAAACAUACCCAGCUGGGAGAGCAGCUAUGGUCUCAGACAGAAAUAGUCGGGACACUUCCACUGGACGCUGUUUUUUUUCCUUCUUCUUCUCCUUUUUCUCCCAAUGCCCGAUGUUGUUUAUCCCAGUUAACUCACCAACUCUUGAGCACCAACAUUUGGAGGGCGAGAAGACAGUAAAGUGUCCCAACAAUUUUGUCGAAGACUGUAGGUCGUAAAUUCUGCGUUGUUAACUUUCGCGAAACUUUUAUUCGCGCGAAUUUAGUUGCUCGGAAAUUCCGCAGAAAUAUUACGUAACAAAAAGGAAAGAGAGGUAUUAUGUUAUCAAAGGAAAUACGAGUUGUUUUUUUCUUUGUUUUCGUUUCUUUUAGGUAUCGCAAGGUUACCGGUGAUACUUGCCAAGGAGGAGACGAAGAUCUGUAUGAAGCAGAUAUGGUAUCCUGUCCAAUCAGACGUAAGGGAAAAUUGAAUUGACUAUGUCAAUAUUAAUUGCUCAUUUCAAGGUUAAUGACUAGUGUGAAUACUUUACUGGCAAAUAAACCUUCCAUUGGCUGAAGCAAAAAAAAAAUCUACCCGCCCGUAAGAGCUUGUAUUUGCCAGUGAAUCACGAGAAGCAAGUCUCUAACCCCUUUAACCUUCAGUGAGUUCUCUGUGAUGUUACGGAUACAAAUUCUAAAAGAACAGUAACGUCAGCUGGAAAAGCAAUAUUUUUUUGGUCUUAAUAGUGGCUUGAAUAUGCUUUCAAUUGAAGGAUUAUACAAAUGUAUGUUAAAUAACUUUGUAAGAAUGAAGUUGGCAUUGAGGGGGGGGGGGGGGGGGAAUGAAGUCUCUAGAAUAGUUGAACAGUAGAAUAGUUUGUUAUGCACUCCUAACACGUUCCAGUCAGCUUUCAGAAUUAUACCCAGAUAAGCAAGUUUACACAUCAGUAAAUCUCGGUAUAACGGAACUGUAUUCUGAUUUCUUGUUUGGAGGUUUCUGAAUUACAUGUAUUAUUGUAUUUUAAAACUUCGGCAUGAGGGAAAUGGCCCCGAGGAACCUGGUAUUCAAAUAUUCUCGAAGUCCGUGUAAGGCUCAUAGGAGUCGUGUUAUUGGGUUCAUUAACGUUUUUUGAGUGGCCAGUUGCUAGUCUCCGACCAAAUUGUUGGUAAAUCCCUGUAAACAGAAAACCGUUAUAAAGAGGCUAAUCCCUCUCCGAAGGGUAACCGCUUUAGAGAGGGUCCACUUUGGGUAAAACAAAUGUCUUUUUACUUUCAGCACUUCCUGAGUUUUUACUGUAUGCUGCACGUACCUACAUCAAACGAAUUACACUGGGAGAUCACAGAGAAACUACAAUUCCUCUUGGCAGUGGUCUGCGAAAUGCCAUUGCAUUAGACUUUGAUUACGCACAUGACUGCAUCUACUGGGCUGAUAUCACUCUGGAUACCAUCAAACGCUCAUACUUGAAUGGAUCAGGUAGGUACCAAAAAGCUACGUGCAAACAGUCGCAACAACUCCCAACAUGGCUGGGCCAACAAUGUCAGGAGUUGUUGCGUCCGUGUUGGCAGUGGUGUGCAAACGGAUGCAACAACUCCCAGCAGUUUUGGCACCUGCAGUGCAUCGUGGGAAGGAUACAACCCAGAAGGCUUUGGAGACCGUGUGUAAUGCGCGUGCUAGACCCUAACAAUGUUGGAAGAGCUGUUCAAACGGAUCCAACAUCGUUGCGCUACGCUUCGGCGAUCACGGCACAAAAGAAAUAUUGGGAGUUGGGUUAAAAGUUUGACCGGUUUCAAACUUUUAACAACGCGCAACAACAUGUAACAGGGUGUGUAAACGGAGGCAACAUGUCAGUAACAUCCAACAAUGUUUGGAAUGGUUGGCCAACAAUGUUGCGUCCAUUUACACUGGGCUUGGUAAUGCAACACCAAAGAAUGUUCAUGCUUUCCGGAUCGAAUUGCAUUCUGUAAGUCUUGGUUUUUAAGAAGAAGGCGAGAAGUAACUGGAUUAACUCUCUCAGCAAGGAAGAACAAUCUCAAACCGCAUAUUUUGUCGACACGGGUUACCAGAUCGGAAUGAAUUUUGGAAGUGUUGGUUUUUGAAGAGACACGUGCUGCCCAGGCUCGGUGUCCAAGCACGGUACUCGCUGGGAACUAGUGUGAACACGCUCUUUUUUCACGCCCGAAUGUGGGCAGCGAGACCUUGUACUCGGGCACUAACGUUGGCAAUGGGUCCCUGUGUACACACCGACUUGUUACAUGUAGUUCCUGGGCAAUCCACCGCUUUGUAGUCCCUGGUAUGCUCACGUUUCAAAAUAGCGGCUGGCAGGGUGAAAGUGAGUUACUAUGUGCACAGUUACAGAUCGGGUACUCAUGGUGUGAACACAAAGCCUUUUUGUACUGGAAUCCAGGCACUAUUCACGUUCCAUCUGAAUUGUAAAUAUCAUCCCUGGGGAUUAAUUAAUGAUAUGCAAAUGAGUAUAGAUAAUAGGAAACACUGGCACUCAUUGUCCCAUUCACUUCACUUUGCCUGACACAAAGGUGAUUGGCGACCCACCCACUCUCCCCAGUCUGGUUCCAGAUUUCAAUCUGUCUUGGGCUUCGUCCAGGUCAGAUUGAUUCCCCAUACCUUAUUAUAAUGUCAUGAAUAACAAUGCCCAGGGAUGAAUAUUAUACUAGUGCUCGGGUGCCAAGUGUGGAUAGCCCCUAAGCAGACGUCCUUUUGGUUCGUCACAUUCGUUAUCAUGAUCAUCAUUUAUCAUCAUCAUCAUCAUCAUCAUCGUCAUCAUCAUCAUUAUUAUUAUUAUUUGCAGGAAUAAUUGAAACCCUUCACGGUGGCAUACAGCAGGUGGAAGGUCUGGCAUUGGAUUGGCUGGGUGAUAAUAUUUACUGGGUUGAUGCUGGUGCUAAGAAGAUAGAAGUCUCUAGGACAGAUGGGCGUUUCCGCAAAUCUCUCAUCACCCGUAAUCUUGAUCGACCUAGGGCAAUUGUUUUGAAUCCUAAGGCAGGGUAAGGAUUAUGUAGUGAAAAAAUUUCUGAAAUGACGCUAACUCAAGUCGUCACUGCCGUCAGGGGUACCCAGCGACUGUUUUCUGUAAAAUAUCUGUUCGAAGAAGCAAGUAUUGCCUAGAAUUUUCUGUUGUUUGAGGAUGGCUAAAAAGUUCUAGAUAACCUUUCCAUUCAUGUACAAUUUUCAAAGCUUAUCUAAUAAAUUCCCUACCAUUUUCUGAAGUUUAAUUUUUCAUAUUUCACUCCCCAGAUUAGGCUAUUUUCGCGCAAAAAGGAAACCUAAAACUUUCGGAUUCGAAAAUGUGAUGGAGAUGCAAGGAAAACUCUCAUUUUAGUUAAACGUUAAAACGCACCCAAAAUUUUUGGGGGAAAUCAUCCUGAAGCCCUUGUAAUUUCGAAAAGGCUUAAGUUGCCCUGGGUUGACUGAAGAGAUACAAAUUUUAUAGCGCGUACUCUGGAUAGCCGAAAAAGUGUUUUCAGUGUAUUUCGGAGGAAACCGUUGUUGGGUGCCCCUGUGCCUUUGUCAUGGUGGUUGCUUAAUCUCCCACUGGUACGCCGAUGAACAAUUUCCGUUGUCACUUGUUGUCAGUUGUCAAUUAAACGGUCUUGCAAGUUGAUUGUUGUUCAGUACAUGCAUAUGUAUGUCCUUUUAACCUCUUCCCUCCCUACGCUAGCGCACAUACCGCCCUCACGGCUCAAUGAUAUUGACUUGCAGUGGCCAAAAACGGCAAUAUCCGUAAGUUUAGAUGCUUUGACAAGGAGAAUGUUCAACGUCUGUUGAUGAAAAGAUGUUCAACAGUAUAUCAUGUCAUGUUGAACACUGAAAUAGUAUAUCCAGCAUGGAGGAACGCUGUUAAACGGGAAUAGAGAUGCGCUCUAUUCCGCUCAACAAGUUGUGUCUUGUUGAAUAACAUCGCUCGCAAUUUAAUGUGUCUUAAAGCGACUAUAGGCAACUUAGAUGACAGUAGGCGAUCUUAGACGGCGUUAAGCGACCGAUUUUAGGCGAAUUUAGUCGAUUUUAGGAAACUUAAGACGAUCUUAAGCGACGUAGGCCUCCGUGUCUCGAACAGCAAGUGCUAAACGACACUGAAUCGUUUGUCAUUGGCUUGAGUGGUAAUCAAUGGUUAACUGAAAAAUUUCAAUGUAACAUUAGGUACAUGUAUUGGACUGACUGGGGAAACAACGCUCGUAUUGAGAGAGCAUAUAUGUCUGGAGUGGGGCGUCGUGCCAUUAUAUCAAGCUCAUUACAGUGGCCCAAUGGCUUGGCAAUCGAUUUUUCUGCGCAAAAGCUGUAUUGGACUGAUGCGGGGUUCGACAAAAUUGAAAGAAGCAACUUGGAUGGUAGUUAUCGACAGGUAUGCUUAUCUACAUGUGCUAUUAAAUUUUGGUUGUUAGGCCCGGUUCAGACGCCGAUCUUUUCAUGAGCCGAACCUAAUUCGAAUUAAGGCCGACCCAAAUUAUUUAGACCGGCUGAAUUGAUUCAGACGCCGAUCUUAAUUGCAGCUGAACUAAGUUCAAAAGGCGAAAAACGCUCAUUUCGGUCAAACUGCUUACAAAGUACGUUACAAUAAUUUAUGCAUUAGGUUCAGUACAUGAAAAGUUCGGCGUCUGAAUCAAAGCCGUUCCAAAGUCGCUCCAAAGGCGAAAAGAACGGCUGAGCCGUUCCACAUUGAAACAGGCGUUCCUAAUUGAUUCAGACGCCGAACUUUUCAUGUACUUAAUUUAAUGUAUUAGGUUCGCCUCAAGAAACGUUCGGCGUCUGAACCGGGCCUUAGGCGUUGAUAAUAAAGCUCUGAUCAGGAUUUUACUGAGGCCUCGGCAAAACGAUCAUACAUUUUCCUCCAACAUUGUAUUUGUUGUGCACCACAUGGGGUGGCUACACGACCAAAUGUUUUUGUGAUGCAAAAUGUAGAAUGAAAAGGGUUGAUCGUCGAAAGCCAUAUAAAUGCACUAUUGAGAAGGGCGGCCUUAACGAUAAAUCAUGCUCUUCUAACACGUUGUGGAUCAGGAUCAGUGAUCCGAGAUCACUCGGAUCAUGGUAGAUCAAAUGAACCAAUGAACCCUUUCCCGUGGUGGAUUCGUCGGUUCCUUUGAUGUGCAAUGAUCCGAGUGAUCCCGGAUCACUGGUGCAGAUCCGGAACAUUCCAAUGGAACGCACCUUUAUUUUAAACUUAAAUACUAGAUUAAACGGUUAUGGAUAGGUUGGCAGUUUCUUAGAAACUUAUAUGGAUUCUAACUCUAUCAUGCACUUCCUAGACAAGAAUUGCAAACUUUUGCUUUUGCAGGUAGUAACCAGGACAGGGCUACCCCACCCAUAUUCAAUAUCUGUGUAUGAACAAUCGAUGUACUGGGAUGACUGGUCGACACAGUCCAUACAAAAGGCUAACAAAAGAGACGGCAGUGCCCGGCAAACUAUCAAGUCCAAUGUACGGGGGUUAAUGGAUCUCAAAGUUUUUCAUCAAGAUGUUCAGACAGGUGGGUCAGUGGUUACGAUUUCGUUGCAGUUUUUAGACGCUUUCAGUGAUCAUUUUAAGUUCAGUUUAUUCACCCUUGUUCAAAGAAAAGUACAUAAAUACAAUAAUAACUAGAAAAGAAGGAAAUCAGAGCUAGUGUACAUGUUACAAUAAGUAUUGCAUUGGAAAAGUGUGUAGUGGCCAAAGGAGCAAAGCUUUCAGGUUGGCCGGCCACUAUCACUGUUUAGUUACUAAUGGGAGGCGGUUUCAUUUGCAAAACUAGUUAUAGAGCUGGUACAAUUUUGCUUUUCGAGCUCGUCAAAUCUUCUAUUCAAAUUAUGUAUGCCCUCUUUGAGCGAUUCGAACUCAUUGCGAAUUUCCAUUCUGAUGUUAGUAAGGAAUUCUUUUGCCCACAAUCUUUCAGCUUUUCUAAAGUUAAACUCAUUUCGAAGAUUUAUCUUCCAGUAUGGUCCUGUAUAGGUAAGGGCUGUUUAAUGUUUCGUGCAGGGAUGGUUUCUCGUGGAUCUUCCAUAGACAACUGCGUCCGUCAUUGCGGUUAAGUCAAUGAACAUACAAAGAAUUUCCAGCGGGCAUGUUCUUUUUGCCGUGAAAAAUAUAGCCCGCAGCACGAUUGACUUCCAAAGCGCUCAAAUUAUUGCUUUGAACAUAUCAGUGUAUCAUAUCAAAAUGUGUACUUUUGUGAUCUGUUAGUGUGAAGACAGUGGAAAAUUUUGGUCGAUUUGUUAGUUGGUUAGCACUUGAGAAUUUUUUGAUUACCAGGUAACAAUUCUUGCUCACGAUUGAAGCUGUGCCGUCAUAUCUGCUUUGCUGAGCCAACUGGCUAUACCUGCGCAUGUCCAGAUAACAUGAGAACAGUGACGUCAUCUUCUGGCAUGAUAACGUGUGAAUGCUCAGCUGGUGAAUAUAUGGCCGACAAUGGAGAGUGUAAAACACAUAGUGAGUAUACGUAAUACUAGAAAUACGUUUGUCGCGGAGCCUUGUGAGGCUCGGGGAAGGAAGGAAGGCCUGUGAAAUGUCAUGGAUGGGAGGGCGGGGAGAAAUAGAGUAAAUUGUGUAACUGGGCAGCGCGGAUUUCAACACCGGCUCUCAUGGUUCGUACAGUCUUGAAAAGGUCUUGAAAUUUUAGCACUUGCCUUGAAAAGUCCUUGAAUUCUGUUAAGGUCCUUGAAAAGUACUUUUUUUCUUUAUUAGGCCUUGAAAAGUCCUAGAAAUUCACUACCUUGUCUAAAAAUAUUUUUGUGCAUGAGCAAUAUCUUACUUCUGUUUCUUUAUUUUAAAUACUAUUUUAUGUACCUCAGAUGCAAUUGCAAGUCGUACCCAACCAUUUUUCAAAGUGUUGUUGCAGAAAGCAGUACAAAAUAAUGUGAUCAGCCAUGGCUGUAAAAAUCGUAAAUGACUCCAUGACGUGUUUUAGCCAAUAAGCCGUGUUCAAGAGGGGUUUAAAGAAUGCCGAUUUUUUGAAUAAAUCUUAGUCGUUGAAAACUGAAAUUAGUUUGUCUGUUGUUGUACGCCUCCUUGAGUUUGUCUGUUGUUGUACGCCUCCUUUUGGCUGAAGUAAAUUGAAUUAAAGGAUCUGGAAUCUAAAUGGGGUUGGUGCUGUUUAGGAAAAGCUUUAUUUUUCACUCAGUUUGUUGACAGUGAGUUCGCAGUGUUUUAAGAUAUGGACGUUAUGAGCCUCAUGGCGUAGGUGCCCCCUUACCUUUUACGAUGGAAGUAGUUACACUCUGAAAUAGGUCUCUUACCGACUAUAAUACGCUUUUUCUAGGUGGAACAUGUGGCCCACUUGAGUUCAAGUGUACUAAUAGUCGCUGUAUUCCAUCCCACUGGAAAUGUGAUCGUGACAAUGAUUGUGGAGAUAAUUCUGAUGAACAAAAUUGUCGUAAGUAACACAACUUCCUUCUAAGUUUGUUCUUUUGUGCCCGUCCAAAGCUGCGAAGGGAAUGGCUUAGAUUCAUCACCCUUUUUUGUCUCCUUGAGAAGGUGACAGACUUGCUUAUGAGGCAAAUUGCGAUAAAACCACACGUUGAUGGGUUGUUCUUACUGACUUCAGCCUAUCAAACAGCCUUUUUUACUACAUUUGAUAUGAUGAGUGAGUAAGAAGUGCAAGAGAGUAUAUUUGCGAUCUCAGUCGAUUCACGUGAAAAAGUUUUCCCCGACUGUGCUGCCAGGACUUCUUGUAACAAUCAACUCACAAUUAAGAGCAAAUUUCCUGCACCUUUUUCCUUUCUUCGGGACGAUUUUUGGCAUAUUUAAAUGUCAAGGGCGACCUUUGCCGAUAGUGGAUCAACGAGUGUAAGAAAGAUCAAUAUAACACGUAAAAAUUCGAGUCUUCGAGUGCGCGAAACGGUUGAGAGAAAAAACCUCCGGCUUAAUGCAAAUUUGAAGGGUUUGAGUGUGAUGUGACGUAUAUGUCGUUAUAGAUUACACGACUUGUGGUCCUACUCAGUUCCAGUGUGAUAAUGGACGAUGUAUAUAUGCCAGAUGGAAGUGUGACCAUGACGACGAUUGUCAUGAUAAUUCAGAUGAGAGGAACUGCUGUAAGUGCUUAUAGAUUUGCUUUACUUUGUACCGUGCCGUAUUCAUUAGCCACUUUAGAAAUUUGAAUUUUUUAUCUUUCACAAGGCCCCAUAAGCUGUAUUAGCUUUAAUUUUGACCGUGUUUACAUACGUUGUUGUUGUUGUUGAGAAGGAAACUAGGCCGAGUUUACUUUCGCAAUGACUUCUGGGACUUUAAGUGGAGACAGAAAUAACGAAAAAAAUCGGCCGAUACCGUUGGUUCCAUCUAAGCGUGUACACGAGACAAUAAAACAUGUUCUAAAAAGGUGCCAGACAUGACGUGUUUUGCCGCGAAACAUCUGAAUUUCGACAGUCGUUAAAGCAAACUGUCGCGCCAAAGGUAAGUUGUUUAUAUGUUUUUGAUCAGCGCUUUCCGCUCAUAUCUCGUUCUUCUCAACUUUCAGGCGUAUUUCUUGCUCAGAAACAGCACACUUGCCUCCCGAAAGUAUUCUUAACGUCUAAAAAUUCUUGCAAAGAAUAUUUUGUUGAGCGAAAACAAAUCAAGUCGACAACAGCCGGCUACUCCAAACUUCGAAUGUUUGGUGGCAAAACAUGUCAUGUUUGCGCCCAGUUAGAAUUUGUUUUUUCCUCACGUGUAUACGCUUAGAUGCAACCGACUGUAGCUGACCGGUGCGUCUCCAACAAAAGAAACAAGAAACAAUUACGGGACAUAUUUUGGCACCAGUUCUCUUCUUUAUUCUAAAGAUGUGAAUUGCCCUUGAUUUUCCAGGCAUUUGUUUGUUUGUUUGUUUGUUUGUUUGUUUUGACGGGUCAUAUUCACCGUUCCACAGAGGAAUGAACGGGAUCAAAAGUGACACCUAGCCCUAAUCACCACGUAGAAUUUUCAUUUAGAUGGAGUGGAAACUGUUUGGAUAAGUUGCCAGUGACGUUUCGAGCGUUUGCCUUUUGUCAGAGCAAAUCAAGGGAUUGAAAGUUAUGUGUGUUUGAAACUGCUGCAUUUUGAUUUGUUCGGCGUUCCUACACGCUGAGAAGCUACAGUCAUAGUCAAAGGCGUUGGAAAUGUAAAUUGCUUUUAUUAUACAUGUAAGAGGCUCGAUGACAACUGUAGCUAACCAAAAAAUAUUUUGCAGAAGUUGCAGCUCUUACAAGUCUUCAUGUGAGUGGUAGGGAAGACAGCGAACAAAGAUAACAAUGGGGCCUAGUCGUAAAACAAAAACUCUGCUAAGUAUAGACGUCAAAUGAAACUAGAGCUACAACUCCACUGCAAAUUUUAGAAAAGUGAAUAACACUGAAACACCUUCAUCAAAUAGCACUUCUCGUUAAUAACGUCUCAAUUUAAUCUGUGUCCGGGUUUGUCAUAGCGUGAGAAAACAGCCAACAUUUAGCGACGCCAGCCCUGGUUUCCCUGCGAAAUUACGUCUGAUAAACGAGCUCAGAAAUUCCGUACUUUUGACGUGUCACUGCCAGGUCUGGGUAGUGCGUCUCAGCCAAUCAGAAUCACAACCCAGAUCUAGGGUUGUGUUGCGUCAUCAGUAUAGAAUUUCUGUGCUCGUUCCUCAGACGUCAUUUCGCAGGGAAACCACCCCGGUGGCGUCGCAAAAUGUCGGCUGUUUUCUCACGUUAGGUUUGUGAUAAAGCGAAUUGACUGGAUUAAUUGAUUCCGUUUUCUAGCCUAUCCCACCUGCCGUUCAAAUCAGUUUACCUGCGCUAACAAGCGCUGUAUUCCAAGGCGAUGGGUCUGUGAUUUUGACAAUGAUUGCCGCGAUGGAUCGGAUGAACAAGGGUGUACUCCAUGUAUGUAUGCAGUCCGUAUUUCCUUUUUGCAACCACUUUUUUCCUGUGCGUUUGCACAAUAGGCUUAGUAGGAGAGAAAGGCAUUGAAUGAUAGGAGAUUAGUUAAGAGCAAAUGUCAGACCAGGCGACAAAGAAACUCAGGGAGCCUCAGUGUUUUGAACUUAUGCUGAAUUGAAAUGAUCUAUCUGUGUGGCUGUGUCUCUCAUUGGUUUAUUCGGAUGGGAUUUGCCCCAGCAGGAAAGACAGCUCCUCCUUUCGAUCUCAAGUUUUCCUAACAGGAGUGGAAUGUGUAACCUUCGUUUUGCGGAUCAUUUGACGUUUCUGGGAAACUGCCCACCUGCCCCUCCCCAAAGCCAACAUUGGCACUUACUUAUCACUUAGGGCAAAAUGCUGGCUUAGGGGAGGGGUAGGUGGGCAGCUUCCCAGAAACGUAAAAUUAUCCCGUUUUGCUUACUUGUCAAGAUGCUCUACCACUGAACAACAGGAGACUUAUGGGAGCCAAGGUGAUAAAACUGGAGGUCCAUAUGGGAGACAUCCCUCUUGCUGCUCGAACUGGAAUGUCGACAGGCGGCUUCAGUAUUUUCAGUGAUAUAAAGAAGAUUGUGAAGUUUUAAAACCUGUCGUGUUUAUGAAAUGAUGCCUAUUUUUUCGCGGCCGAAUUAGCUCUGUCAGUAGAGCUCUAAACUGCAGAGGGGGAUGUUGCGGGACCGGAGAAUGCUCGGGGCCUUAAAAUAACUGAAAAAUGAAAAUACUGCCUUUGCACUGUAAAUUGCUAGACCUUCGCGUCCUUAGCGUGCGAGCAAGCUUUCCGGGGGGCUAUGGCGGCCGGGCGGGAAAAGAAGGAGAGCCUGCAACUUCGUCUCUGGAAUUUGAAUAUCUGCAUCGAAAAACUCGAUGCGAAAUGCCGAUUGGCGGAGGUGAUAUUGGUAAUGACGUCAUUACCCUUGGUUCGUGUUUUUCAAUGUUUGUUUACAUUCGCGCUCGUUUUCGCUUUGCUCUGAUAAGCGGAAAAUCUGACACCUCAGUCGACGGGGAGCCACAGGGGAAUUGGAGGUGGAAUUCAAAUUCCAGAGACGUAGUUGCAAGCUCUCCUUCGUUUUCCCGCCCCACCCUCAGAGUCCCCCGGAGAGUUCACUCGCAGUCAAAAGCGUGGUUCGAAUGACCUCGUAACUAGGCCAUUUCCGAGUUUCCCGUUGCCCUGUGUUUCAAAGUGAGGCUAAGUGCAAAGCUAUGGAUUAGAAAAUGAUUAUUCUCAUGUAAAUAAAACUCACUGUCACAAGAAAGGUUUUGCUCUUAGCCCCGUGUUUGAAAAUGAGUUUUUGGAACUCAGAAAUGGCCUAAUUGACUGCCCCGUCUCCAGUAGUAGACCCAGAAAUAGUGUAUGCAAUACUUUCGUGCUUAAUAGCAGUGUGACACUCAAAUAGAGUGCGUUUUUUUUGUCCAAUCCUUGCUAUUGUUGUCGCUCUUUAUAACGUUUUACUUCUCACCUUAGCACCAACCCCGACAGUGAAGCUACCCAACUGUUCAUCAACCCAGUUCAGCUGUCACAAUGGUCUGUGCAUUCCACAAAGUUGGUUCUGUGAUGGGGAUCAAGAUUGUGGAGACGGAAGUGAUGAGCCCUCAAACUGCAGUAUGUUGAAACUUCUUUUUUCUUUCGUGUAUUAGGGACCAUAAGAUACACUUUUAAGGGAAGGCUACUCGUACCCAUAACCGUAAGUAUGGGCAACAAUUCCAUUACCACACUCUUGUGAGUGGAGGUUUCUUUCUGGCAUAUGCGGAGUCGUUCGCGUCGCUGUUGUUUGAGUAGUUGGCUUGAUUUCGCCAAACAAACCAACCACGAGUAUGACAGCGACGCGAACGACUCCGCCUGAGAUGGAUGCAGAUUUGAAGCAGCUGGCUGGCUCUUGGCCUUGGUCGUUGGAAAUUGCCGGACACUAGAGCAUACAGAACUCACUGCAAUGCUCUGCUUGAGUGACCACAGUUUGCCAGUGCGCAAGCCCCCCUUAACCUUCAUUGAAUCAGCUAUAAAUCUUGCUUUCUUUUUUAAUCAAUAAUUUAGCUACGUCAUAGUUGUUUUUGCUCUCCGCCGCCUUCUCUUGCAUGAUUUCAUUCUUUCGCUAUAGAUAUAUAUAUAGAGGAUAUUACACGGUGGCGCGAAGAUAUGAAUUUUAUUUUCGACGAACGAGCGCAGCGAGUGAGUAAAAUAUUGUUUUUGCCACGAGAAAAUAAAGUUCAUAUUUUCAAGUCGCUGUGCAAUGUUCUUUUUAUUAUAUAGACAAAACGACAUCGAUAAAAUAAUAGAGGGAAAUGACCGAAAUUACGUCAUCGAUAAAUUCACGUGUGAGAUAUAUGGAAAAUAAACCACUCGGGUCCCGGAUGUAGUUUUUAUGAAUUUUACGAGUGGUAUAUUUUCCAGUAAAACACUCGUGUCUAUAUAAUAAACAUAUAUAUAUAUUUUUUCAUCACUGGACGGUUGAUGUCUUCGCGGUCUGUCAGCCAUUCCAUGGUUGAUCGCUUAAUGCAUGUUUGACUGGUAUGUUUAUUUUUAAGCGAGACCAUGCUCCCAGUUUAAUUGUACAAAUGGACGAUGCAUUCCUAAGAGUUGGCAGUGUGAUAAAGAAGAUGACUGCGGUGACAACUCGGAUGAACUUGGAUGUCCGAGUAAGUCUCAAGUCUUCAAUCUUUUCCUCGUAAGAUGCAGGCAAAUCCGGAUUCCGGGAUCCGGGAAUUUUUCCUCAUGGAAUCCGGAAUCCUGGACUUUGGAAUCCAGAAUCCAAGUUCCAGGGACAAUGACUGGAAUCCAGUACCUGGAAUCCACGGUGUAGAAUCUAGAAUCCAAGACUGUCUUGGGUUCCCCUACGUGGGGCGAUUUACCCGUGGUUAUUUUCGCUAGGGAACUUGAGCACCAGACGUUCUUGAUUCACGAACCGCAUGGCUGGCCGCGCAGAACUGAAUCGGGGACGCGGUUUACGUGCCAAAUGCAAAUCAUUAAGCAAACCAACGUGAAACCAUCACGAACGCGGAUAGAAUAAUUCAGUUGAAAAUGUCUUUCAAAGAUUCUACUACGCUUUUAAAGUUCUAACAUAACAAAAGAACAUACAAUGAUUGGAAACUGUUAUAUUGGACAUCAAAUAUGAAAAAUUUUAACUGUGUUCAUACUCACGUUUCUGAACCUCUGGUUUCAACCUGAGAACUCGCGUUUUGAAGUUCGUGUCUGCAGCCCAAGAACGUCUUGACAUGCGCAGUGGCUGUCAUGCUGCAAAAAUUCUUCCCGUUGGCGUCCGUGGUACCAAGAACGUCUGUUGCUUAAGUUCGCUACUAGUAAGUUUAAACUGGCCAUAGCGCGGGUAAAUGGCUAGUCUGAGUCACAACUGCACAGCAUGAAGGAACUUUGAAAUUCCCAAGAGUGACCAGCAUCAGUUUUCUCCCAACAAUAUGAGUACGUAGUAAAGGGAGAAGGUUAUGAGAAAUGAUUACCUAAGGUAAAAACGUGACUAAUACAGAGAACUUGCUUUCUUUCAAACUUUACCGCAUUCAUUCUUGUUCUUGUAAAUGAAUACAUGAUCAAUGUGUAAAUAUAUUUUUAUGUGUGGCAUGUCUGUAAAGUAGCUAUUUAGCAGAUUCUACUAAAAUUGAAUCCCUUAAUACCACAUUCAAGCACUAAAAGGGAAGAAAAAAUCCCUGUUGUGCGUUACUUCCUCCACAAAAUUUGACCUCGUAGAUGAGCUGCGUGGCUUAGAAAUGUCCCAAAACGUUGGAUGCUGUUGAUGUUGUUGUUGUUGUUUUUACUAAACUUAUUGCUCUUUGUCGUCUUCAUAGAGAGGAGAAGUUGUUACGUCGUGUUGCGAUGGUAGCAAAAUUUCUGGAUCUCAACAUGCCUGGUCCUGCAAAUGUGGCAAAAAAAAAAUGGCGAAAACGUUGACAGUGAAAGACUUUCCUGAACUCAGGAACAAAAUUGUAGCCCAUAUUUUUCCUUCAUACGCAAAUGGCCGUCUCUGUCAGGAAAUAUUGCUGAGGUUUAGAAAUUUUGUUACCAUGGUAACGUGACGUCACGCUUCAUCUCUCAAUUGCCUCGACCCCAUGCCAGCUUCAGCCCUCUACUUUUAUGUUAUAGACACAACUACACCCACUCAAUCGACUACUCCCUGGACACGCCCUUCAAACUGCCGCUCGUAUGAGUACAAAUGCCACAAUGGAUUCUGUAUAUACAUGUGGGAUGUAUGCGAUGGCAGUAACGACUGUGGAGACAACUCAGAUGAAUGGUAUUGCGGUAUGUAGUCACGGUGAAGUAAACUUGAAAGAGAAAGUGCCGCUAGCGGAGCGGCAGGGGUAUUUUACAGAACGCCGAAUGGCUUUGAAGGUAAGUGAUUAGGGUUAGAAAACUGUGUGAAUCAGGUCUAUUCAGGGUCAUUACGCUGUGAAAACUGACCUGAAACUUGAUUCACUCAGCUGGGUGUCAGAACCCUAAUCACUAAACGUCAGAUUCGUUCUGCUUUUGGUGGCCCUUUGGCGUUCUGCAAAAUACCCCUACCACUAGCGGAGGUUGGUUUGUAUCAAUAGAGAGAUUAACGGAGCUUACCAUUUGUACGAAAAUUUCGGUGAAAAAAGUUCCGUUAAAUGGUGCUGGCAUUUCUUUUUUUGGCACCGAAAACAGGAACGGGAUUGAGUUGUACCAUUUACAAAAUACCCGUAAAUUUUUCGCUUUCUCUCGACGUGAAGCCUGGCACUAGUAAUCCAAACAAAUGGUACAGAAAAUUUCGGUCGUUUCGGUAAAAACGGGAAAAAGGCAAUACGUCGAAAGGUGUUUCUUUAUUUCCGGAAAAUUUCCGCCGGGAUGAAACGUUCCAUUUGAAUUUUCCCCGGAAUUUCCGGGUUUUCCAUACAAAUUGUAAGGGCUCUAAGAUUCACGUUUACGCCAAACGGCAACCGUGAAUUUGGAAAGUUUUUAUGUCCUUAUUUUCUAUUCUUAGAAAUUCUCAACUUGAAUCUUUUUGUUUUCGUUUGCCGUAAACGUGACUCUUAAUCUCUCUAAUGAAAUGUCCAACGAAACCCUUCUCUUCUAAUAGAAGCCAAAGUAAAGCGGUUCAAGUUCACCCAAUAAAUAAUCUCCAUUUUAUGCUAUUUGUUUUAAUUUCUAAAAUUCCAAGAAACAAAUAGUACCGUGCAAAAGUUCUGCCAAAGAUGUUUCAUUUGAAUGGUAACACCAAAGGAUUUCAUCCACAGACUCAAAAGUUAGAACUACAUACUAAAUAAAUAGUACCAUGUGAAGGUACUGCCAAAGAGGUUUCAUUUGAAUGGUAACACCACGGAAUUUCAUCCACAGACUCAAAAGUUAGAACUACAUACUAAAUAAAUAGUACCAUGUGAAAGUACUGCUGAAGAGGUUUCAUUUGAAUGGUAACACCACAAAAUUUCAUCCACAGACUCAAAAGUUAGAACUACAUACUAAAUAAAUAGUACCAUGUGAAAGUACUGCUGACGAGGUUUCAUUUGAAUGGUAACACCACGGAAUUUCAUCCACAGACUCAAAAGUUAGAACUACAUACUAAAUAAAUAGUACCAUGUGAAAGUACUGCCGAAGAGGUUUCAUUUGAAUGGUAACACCACGGAAUUUCAUCCACAGACUCAAAAGUUAGAACUACACACUAAAUAAAUAGUACCAUGUGAAAGUAUUGCUGAAGAGGUUUCAUUUGAAUGGUCACACCAUAGGAUUUCAUCCACAGACUCAAAAGUUAGAACUACAUACUAAAAUAUAAAUAAAUAGUACCAUGUGAAAGUACUGCUGAAGAGGUUUCAUUUGAAUGGUAACACCAAAGGAUUUCAUCCACAGACUCAAAAGUUAGAACUACGUACUAAAUAAAUAGUACCAUGUGAAAGUACUGCUGAAGAGGUUUCAUUUGAAUGGUAACACCACGGAAUUUCAUCCACAGACUCAAAAGUUAGAACUACAUACUAAAUAAAUAGUACCAUGUGAAAGUACUGCCGAAGAGGUUUCAUUUGAAUGGUAACACCACGGAAUUUCAUCCACAGACUCAAAAGUUAGAACUACACACUAAAUAAAUAGUACCAUGUGAAAGUAUUGCUGAAGAGGUUUCAUUUGAAUGGUCACACCAUAGGAUUUCAUCCACAGACUCAAAAGUUAGAACUACAUACUAAAAUAUAAAUAAAUAGUACCACGUGAAAGUACUGCCAAAGAGGUUUCAUUUGAAUGGUAACACCACGGAAUUUCAUCCACAGACUCAAAAGUUAGAACUACAUACUAAAUAAAUAGUACCAUGUGAAAGUACUGCCAAAGAGGUUUCAUUUGAAUGGUAACACCACGGAAUUUCAUCCACAGACUCAAAAGUUAGAACUACGUACUAAAUAAAUAGUACCAUGUGAAAGUACUGCCGAAGAGGUUUCAUUUGAAUGGUAACACCACGGAAUUUCAUCCACAGACUCAAAAGUUAGAACUACAUACUAAAUAAAUAGUACCAUGUGAAAGUACUGCUGAAGAGGUUUCAUUUGAAUGGGCACACCAUGGGAUUUCAUCCACAAUUUUAAAAGAUGGGCUAACGAAUUGUUUUGCCAUAACUUGCACCCGGAUUGAAAGGGCUGAGAACAGCUUGCUUCUGCAACAUUUGAACGAAAGCUGCAUGUUUACAAACCUAAAGAGACUCAUGCGACCAUGGCCUAGUAUAAACAUGUAUUCGUUUGCUCACUAGAAGUAAACCUAAUGAAAGGCAAAUGCAGAUGAUGUGUUGUGUGUUGCAGUGAUAGGAAGAAUAGACGUCUUUUUUUUUCACUGUGCUUGUGUGAUUAAAUUGCGAGUUGUUAGGUAGCCUGAGAACAAAGCCGUUUCUUCUCGCGGGGAAGUCCCUCCCGCGAAACGUCUAGCGACGAGGAGCGACGGGAUACGACUGUAUUCGCAAGCUAGUCGGUAGAUUGUUUUGGCCACAACGAGGAGAUUGAAAAAGACGAGGGAUGAUUCCCUAGUUGCUGUCGCUUCGUUAGUGUUGUAUUCGCUCUUGCUAAGGGUGACAACGGGAGGUAGCGUUCGACAUACCUCUUCUUUUUUUGCCAACUAUAAAGUUCAUCAAAUUUAUGUCUUACGUUUGACUCCUCUAUUGGCUAAUCUAGGACUACAAAUAACUCUUUAGAAGCUAACACAUUUGUCAUUUAAUUAUUCAUCAGGUACUUCAGGUCCAGUAAACACGACUACUUCGCCCAGUCCUUGUCAUUAUUGGCAGUUCACGUGCUCUAAUGGGCGGUGUAUCAAUAAUGGGUACAGGUGCAAUGGAGUCGAUAACUGUGGUGAUAAUAGUGAUGAGAGAGGAUGCCGUAAGUUCAAUCGCUUGGCGCUUUCAGUCCUAUAAUUAACAGGGUUCGCACAGUCUUGAAAAAUCCUUGAAUUUUAGGGGAAGUCCUUGAAAAGUCCUUGAAUUCCAUUUUUCCUUGAAAAGUCCUUAAAUUUCUGUGCAAGUCCUUGAAAAGAGCUUGAAUUUUCUUCAACUUUGAAUGUAGUAGCCUGGAAAGAAUUUUUUGAUGCUUUUUGGUUGUCCAAGACAGAAUGUAAAUCGUAGCUCAGUGAAUGUAAAGGUCAUUUACAUAAAGUGCUCUAUGUUUUAUGCAAUAAUUAACUAUCAGUUUAAGACAAGUGAACUGAAAAAUGUAGAGAAUUUGGUGAAGCAAACAGUUAAAGCCUUAAAGUCUUAUUAGAAUAUACUGGGAAUAUGCAUUUUUGUACAAUCUGUGAAAUUAUAUUCCUAGUAGGUUGUCCUUGAAAAUCUAAUGUGGUCCUUGAAAAGUCCUUGAAAAGUCCUUGAAAAAUGGUUGCAAUUUUUUGUAUGAACCCUGAUUAAUUAACUCGUGAUAUUCAAAGAUUUCGGGGUACUUUCUACGGCAGUACCGAUCAGGCACCCAGGCUUUCUCUCCUUUAGCUCCUUUAGUUGCUCAUGAUGUCAUUUGCAUUUGCAAAGUCUGCGGGGAUGCCCAUAUUUAUACUUGUCGGAAAAUCCAUUCAAUCAACGAAUUAACGGUAGUUGCUGCAUAACCUAAAUGCAAUCUGUAUAAGGUGCGCGCGCGUUCCACGUCGAACGAACCCUUUCCAUGUCGUAGCGUUUGUUUUCUUUUUCUUCGUUUCCAUAACAGUUACUCGAUUAAACGCUGCGGCGUUUAUCAAAUUAUUAACGCUUCUGAAGCUGAGGUAGCGUUUAUUCAAGGGCGGCGUUUAUUUCAAAAUCUCAAUUCUUACGGUAAACCAUCCGUUAUUAUUAAAGCACUUUUUUUUUGUUGCGAUAGAUUGAAAUUGUCUCGAUGGUGGUGCCGAGUUCAGUAUCUCAUAAUCCUCAAAUAAACGCCAGAUUAUUUGGAUUUUGUGCGGCGUUCAUCGGUAAUUUUGCUUCCAUCUGCGGCGUUUAAUCGAGUUAAUACAGUAUGUACCAUAAAUUACUCUGAACGAGGGAUACAUGCGCGUGGAAACCACUGUCAACUUGGCAUUGAGAACAAAACUUGAACAAACUUUUACCUAUGUCACUGUUUAUUCGCCAUAUGAACACUGCGGUUCCAGUAACAUAAUUCGUUCUGUCUUUGCAGCUUCAACGUCACAAGCACCCACAACAACCCAAGCACCACACUGUCCAUCCGGAUGGCUGCACUGUCAGAACAGUCCAUCUGGAAUUUGUAUCAGAGUUGAGUGGUUGUGCGAUGGAGUUAUUAACUGCCCACAAAGCUGGGAUGAACAGCGACAAAACUGUCCAAGUAUUAAUUUAUAUUAAUUUACUUUUUUUGUUCGUUUUUAGUUUGUUUGUUUUUUAUAUAUACCGUAAAAUUCCGAAAAUAAGCCCCGGGGCUUAUAUUUUUCAAAGGCCCUUUUUGAGGGGCUUAUUUAUGGAGGGGCUUAUCUAUGGAGGGAAAUUUGCGUUUCAAAAUCGAUUGGGCUAGCCUUAUGCUUGGAAGGAAAUCUACCGUUUUUGCUUUCUUUUACUUUGUAUUUGAGGGGAAAUUUCCAAUUACAAGUCCCAGGGGAAGGGGGGGGGGGCUUAUAUUUGGAGGGGCGAUUUAACGGAUGGUUUUUGCGUUACGAGUUUGGGGGGCUUAUACAUGGAGGGGCUUAUUUUCGGAAUUUUACGGUAUAAUAACUUGUUAUGCAUGAAAAUAGGUGGUAAAAAGAGAUGCGAAAAGGGGGCAACAAACAAGAACUUGAUCCUCGUACAAGAUUGACGCCCAAUCUUGAAUGUACAAAUGAAUACAUGCACUAUGUAAACUACAGUCGACUCCCGAACUCCCGAACUCCCGAACUCGAACCUUUUAGGGAAAUCGAACAGCGUGCAAAUAAAGUAGUGUCCGAUAGCCCUGGGCGAGUGGAUUUUGCGAUCGGACUAAUGAAUUCUGUUAUUAGGGCGAGUGAAGUUUUUUGAGGAAUUCGAAUUACAGAAGAACUGUGAAAUCAAUCUGCGCAUCAAAACGUUUUUGGGGCUAGCUGAAAUGAUGUUUGGGCUAGUAAAUGUUAGCUUCAGCUUGCCCCAAUGGCAAGCUGUAAAAGUGACUUUCUUUGCAUCCUGUCGAAAAAAGUUCGAGUUAUCGGGAGUUUAAAGCAAAUAACCGGAAAUAAGGAAAUGAGCAAAUGGAUGGAGAGGGAAUGCAAUUAACCAACAAAGUAUACAGAGAUGGACAAAGAAUUGGAUCUGGAGUGACAAACAAGUAAAGAUAAAGAAUUGACACGGUUGUUUUGAAAUAAAUUCGUGUUUCGGACUUCAGUACACGAUUUUUUCCGACUUGUCACGCGCUUAAAACAAGGUUCGAGUUAUCGAGGGUAAAAUUGUAUAGAAGUGAUCUGAAGGGAAACUUCGAGUUAUCGAGGGUAAAAUUACAGGAAAUGUAGGGGAGAUCGACGUUGGUUCGAGUUAGCGCGAGGUUCGAGUUAGUGAAGGUUCGAAUUAUUGAGAGUCGAGUGUAGAUUUAAAAUUGCAAAUAACAUAAAGAGUCAAAAAUAUCUAUUUUCUGAACUGGCUAGAGUGCUUUUGUAGAAGUAAUAAAUGAUAUAAUGAAAGUGUAGUUAGAGGCUGGCUCUUUCGUGUGGUCUAAAGGAGACCACAUUCAUCAGGCAAUUAAAGUGAGUCUAAAAUAUAAAUAUGUAACAAAUCCAAUGGGUUAAAGAUGUGUAACGGACACUUCAAUGCUUAAAAACUUCUUAAACUUACUUCAACAACAUUAUUCAGUUGCCAAAGUAUCUAUGCCCUAAAGAAUACUUAAAUAAUAUUUGUUGGUGCAUAGUAAUUACACAAUUAAAAAACUUUUUACUUUUCGCUUCCCCCCCCCCCUCCCCCUGCCCUCCCAAAAAGAAUGCAUUAUCACUUGUUAAAGAGAUCACUACGUCCUGUACAGUAUACGUAGAUACGUUGGUUUUCUGACACCUGCAUAUCGGUACGUGUCUAUCAUGAGAGAUUUCGCCAGUUUAGAAACAAGAAAGAAACUGGGCCAACUUUCGCAAAGACAUCUGGGAUUGUUACUAGGGACAGUAACCAAUAGCUGAUCGGCUGGGUUCAUGUAACUAUCCCAGAAACAAUUGCGGCUCCAGUCCCAUCCCUUCUCGUUUUUAUUAUGGGAUAUUGAAGUGUUUUGAUCUACAUCCGCUCACAGUCUUGUUCUUUAUUUCAAGAGACCACCAGGAGACCCAUCACUUGUGCAGUUGACGAGUACCAGUGCCUCUCUGGUGUAUGUAUUCCUCUGACAUCUGUGUGUAAUGGAAGGAGUGAUUGCUCUGAUGGCUCUGACGAAUCUGGCUGCGGUAAGCUAAUAGCCUUCUCGAGUUUCUCUGGUUUGUUUGUACUUAAGCAAAGAGGAAUCUGUUAGGAAACAGUAACUACUGUUCGCUUUGUUAAUUCUUCGCAAGCCGAUAAGUUAAAAAAAUGAUAUCAUGUCUUUGUCAGAAAGAUUAUGUGGCCCUCUUUCCUCACAUUGGGGGGAGGGAAGGGAAGUGGCGCGCGACGUGACAGCAGUUGGCCCCUAACUAUGCGCUCAUUACUUCGGUAUCUGAUUCUAGCUUUCAUGAGUUAGUCACACUGGGUGCGUGUCGUCCUCGUUCACGCGCGCUCUCAUUGACUCGAUAACUGAUUCUACAGUCAACUCUCUCACAACGACUACCACCACUUUGAAAAUAACCGUUUUCUGUCUCAGUCAAAUACUGUUUUAAAAACUCUCUCGUAAGCGACCACUACUGGAAUUUCGUAAACGACCGCGACCACUUUUUAAAUCAGAAAUUCGACAUAUUCUUUUGUUUUCACUUUCUCGUAAGCGACCUCCCGGCAUGAUUACGUAUGAUUGAAAGAAAACCAUUUCUUAACUGUCACAAAAGUUCAGUUUUAAAAGCGCUGAACAAGCGUGCUUAAAGAUUAAAGCAGUUGACCUACAAAAAAGAUGGCUGCAAUACGAUCUGAAGAUAAAUUUGUGGAUUGUAGCGUUGAUGCAAAGACCUGCAAAAUGUUAUGUACAUAGUUUCAACAGUUCCAAGUGCUAUUCGAUGUGAAACAUCAUUGCCAGUUUUCUGUGUGCCUAAUUUUGGCUUGUUUAAUAGGUAAUAACUUUAUGUAAUCACGUUAAUCAGUUUAGUUAAGUAUAUUUUCUUGAUUUUCCUCAUAGACGACCACCUCCCGCAAGCGACCACUUUGUCUUUCUUCAAGGGUGGUCGCUUACGGGAGAGUUGACUGUACCUGAUUCUCUCAUGAGUUAGUCACACUUGGUGCGUGCCCCCCUCGCUCACGCGCGCCCUAUUUCUUAUGCGUCUGUAAUGCGGGUAUCCCGCGCAGAGGUUCUUAGGGCUUGGUCAGGCGUUCCUGCUCCAAGAGCUACCACACAGGCUAGUAACCCAGUCACUGUACUGUUAUAUUAGCAUUGAUUAUUGCUGCCAUUUUGUAGCAACUCCAAGUGCAUGUACUGGCCAGUUCAAGUGCGAUUCAAACCUUUGCUUGCCUCUGGCUAAAGUAUGUGAUGGCGUUCGAAACUGUCAAGAUGGUACGGAUGAGAGAUAUUGUGGUAAGUAACUAAAGGAUAAAUAAUUUUAUUUUCUUUUGAGUUAGCAAAAAAAAAAGUCAGCGUUUUGUUAAGGGUCAAGUUGUUAGCGUUUUUAAGUUGACUUAUCUUGUGUGAAUAGAGAGAUUUUAGAGGUAUUUAUUUUUUGUUAAGGGUCAAGUUGUUAGCGUUUUUAAGUUGACUUAUCUUGUGUGAAUAGAGAGAUUUAUGAUAACCGACAUUAAGUUCAGGGCAAAUGGCUAACUGCGAUUUACCAUUGAUCACUUAUUCUCACUGUUACCUUUUUAACUUUAUCUUUUGAGACUGAGGCGGGGGGCGGUUUCUGAGUAUAAAGUUGGGCUAGAUUUUCGUUUUUCCAAGUCCCUUCUAUUAUGACCUAGUUUUGUUAUAAAUAUAAGUUGUUUAAAGAAACAAACUAGAAUUUCAUUGAUUCAGUUCUUUAUUAUUAUUAUUAUUAUUAUUAUUAUUAUUAUUAUUAUUAUUAUUAUUAUUAUUAUUAUUAUUAUUAUUACUAUUAUUAUUAUUGCGGGUGAUAAAAGGAGCCUGCAGCCUAUUUUUGGUGAUCGGCACUCUUUAAACUCUAUAGCGAGAUUUUUUCAGAAUCUGUUCACAUUUUUGGGAUACCCGUGUUGUACUGACUAUUGCGCACGGUAUGUGGCCCCAAAGGCUCUAGUGUUGAGUUUAAGGUCCGUCUGAUGUCACGGUAAUCACGUGAAUGCACAUACAAGUGGUGCAACAAUCACUAUUACAUUCGAUUCGCCAGCACACGUAAUUCAGGUACACUAGUACGGUACUAAAUGGGAGACUUUUCCAUUCGCCUUGCCGGCCUGGAAUCUAUUUACCCAGGAAAAUGAAAGUAGAGCCUGAUCUCAGCUUAGUGCGGGACAAGUUUUCGGUAAGUUACGAGUGUUAGCAAAGUCUAGAAAUCGAUGUAAAUUAAGUUUAUUCAGGUUUCACUACAGUGCAUGAUUUUUAUAUUUUUAUACGUUUCCAAGCAUGUUACGUCGCUUGUCAUCCGAAAGCUUCGAUAAGCUUUAAACUCCAGUGGUAAUUUAAGCUGUUUCAUUAUUGCGUUCGAGGUACGAGAACGCAACCCCUAAUUUGUGUUGGGUGUUAUGUGCCUUAUUGGGUGUCCUGUGCAAUUAAUAAGGGAGGUUAUUUUGAGAUUGCAUUUUCGUCGUCGUCGACACACAUUUGCCUCACUUUGAAGUGCUUGCUUACGUUUUGUCUCACUUUGACGCGCUAUCUCACGUGGUGUUUCGUGUGUCCUCGGCGUUCAUCUUUCAAAGGUUUGCUGAGGUCUGAUAUUCUGUCUUCGUAAAGCGUUCAUCUUUUAAAAAGUUUGCUGAAUCUUCGUAAAGCUUACAUCGGUCUGUGUUUGCUGAAUCUUCCAAAAGCGUUCAUCUUUCAGAAGUUUGCUGUUAAAUUUUACUUUGGAAUAAGCCUUCAUAUUUUUCAGCAUGGUUCGUCACUGUCUUUGGAAAAUGUGUGCGAUUCCUGGUGCAUGCAUCAAAGCGGGUUUAGUUCGGCCGCCUUUGUGUCACAAAGUAAAUCUACUGAGUUGUGUAGCUCGGCAGCCGUUGUCAGGCCAAAGAGUAAAUUUACCGAGUUGUGUAGCUCGGCGCCCGUUGUGUCACAAAGUAAAUCUACCGAGAUCUGAAGCUCGGCGGCGCCAUCUGGUCAUGACUUGUGAUAUUUUCGGCGCCAGACAAACGAACACUUUAACUCUAUUUUAUUUAUUUGUUAAAACUUAUAAACCAGCCCACAGUAGCGCCACUCUCGAGUCACUGAAAUCAACACGCUCGACUAAACUACUGGAAAAGUUAUUGACGUGAGCCGCACACACAUUCCACUGAAGGCUUUGACAGGGUUAGUGCGAAAUUUGAAUUCAGAUGUGAAAGCUUUUAAAAAAGUAAAUUCAGUUUAAUUCAUUUUGUCAACAAGUUGAUGAUUGGAUGCUCUUAAAAAUAAAAGAGAAAAUUAUCCGAAGAAGUGUUUUUGAAGAAAGAAAAUGAAUUCCGGGUUAAGCGCUAAUCGGCCUUUGAACAACUGCACCCUGUAAUGGCGCCAGUAAAAAAAGUUAAAAUGUUCUAUUUACACGCCCUACGUACUCUGGCCACUGUCUCCUCCGAUUACAAGCACUUUGACACUGAACCAUACGAUAUCUUUGCAAAAUCUUCUUAUAAUGAUACCAAGUUUAAAUAGAAGUUGCGUUGUACGCAACCCUUACGUUCAAAAUAUGCCACAAUCACAUUUAUCUAUCGCAAGAACCAUCCCAUCUUCCCCCUCAACUGUUACCCGUCUGUACGCCUAAGAAACAUAUCGAACGCACUCUCGUAAGUUCCGAUGACUCCUAGUUUUGUAUUGCAUAUCAACGGCCUUUGGUCAUUGAACACGGAUUGAAUAUUCGAUUAAAUAAUAAGACUUCGUGCAUGACUGUAUACACGCGUUACUUGUGUGACGCGUUACUGUUUCAAUGUAUCUUUGCCGGCGAAUAAAAACGUCUCUCCUCGCUCCUUAACAUUUGCAGACUAAUUUUAUCUAAGCAACUGCGAAUAAAAUCGUUGAAAAUUUGAGUCUUAUUUACUGACUUGUUCAAUCCAGUUCUCGUGAUCCGCAGUGAUUUCUUUUGUUGGCACUAACCUGAAUGGCAUUCACCAUGAAAGCGGUUUCGCCCGCACUUGUUAGCCAACGGCUACUGCUAGUUAUUAUUUACACAAGCCCUCCAUCCCCACAUACCUUUUUGAAAUUGGUUUCAUUGUGAUCGUUAAAAGCCACAGGAGCCUCUUCAGUGUUAGAGAACUAGAGUAUCAUUUAGAAUAUGAUCAAUAACAGCUUGUGUCUGUAGUGACCAAGAGUGCUCGUGCUCCUGGUAGCCAUAUUUUUCAUUGCCCCUUUUCACUGAGGCUCUAGAAGGUCAUUCGGUUCGUCUUUGAGAGGUACUUAUGAGCCACAGUGAAAGCUUUCCUAACGGACACUCUUCUAAGCGGACAGCUCUACAAACGGCUGCCUUCACAAAUCCCCGUUUUACUCAAAUCCCAUACAAACUCUAUAUUUGUAAAUUUCCGUAAUCGGCCAGCCCCAGUUAUGGACACCUUUUUCGCGUCCCGCGGGUGCCCGCUCACGAGAGCUUCCAAUCUCCACAGAGCCUGCGGCAAGCUCUCCAUUCAGUUGUGUAGGAGCUGCUCGUACGGUCUCUCCUGAUUGGUCGCAGAAAACAAUAAAAUUACAUUUCAAUUGUUUCAGUAUUUUUUGGGGUCAUGGUUAGGCACCAUUGGUGACUUCUCUUCCUAGCAGCUGCUACAUGACCCUCUCGAUUUGGGGAAGUCGCGAGAAGUCACGCAGGAACCGCACGCGAAAGGAGACGCGAUUGGAGAGCUUGCUCGCAAACGACCCUCUGCUUAUUAGUAUUUUCAGUGAAAUCGAUUUUCUUGAUCCUUUUUCUUAGCGAACACCCUAAAAGUUACAAAUUUGGCGGGAGUUCCUUUAACUGGUGGAGCCUCAGUGAGCCUCAGAUGGACUCCAGUUUCUCACAAACCCCCCAAUGUUACAAUCAUUGGAUCCAGGAUCUCUUACAGGUAAGCAACAGUGCUACCAUACACAUAUUCUCGUCGUGAUGUGAUGCAAAAUGGUGUCAAUUAGCAGACAUACCAAAGACAAGGCAAAGUCAAGUGAGAACGCGAAAACGCGCGGAAAGGACUAGACGCGACUUCCGGUAAUCUAUUUGCUGCUCCAUCACUGGUCGAUCUUUACGCUCCGUCAUCACUGUCACAGCGUUGUCUUUGGUCAAUCCACCCAUUGUCUACAAUGUCAUUCUCAACCUUCAAAUAACCACAUUCUCCUCCUCCGUUGUCUCAAUAGGUUGUUGGAAAGUUAAUCUGCGCCAGGCUGUAGGUCAGUGCAGACGCGCCAAAAAGCGAGCGAGCAGUGAAUCAGCGAACAAGCGAAAAACGGCGGAUCGAGAGAAGGGAAGAGCUUGUGAAAAAAACCGUUUCUUCGUGUUAAAAUGUCAAAUAUCAAAACGUCAGAAGUUUUGGUCUGGGAGGGUUUCACACAUGCUCGAUAUGUUUCUUAGACUUUGCGCCCGCGAAGCCAAAUGAUUGACGUAAGCGUUAAAGUAAACUGUCACAAUUGACCAAUCAUAGGGUAUACCAGGAGCUGGCAUACCGAAAUGAAGUAUCGAAAACAAUGCUUACAGGCUCCAUUACUUCGUCUCUUCCCAGCCCCCACCCGGUUUUAGCACAAAUCUUCUCGAUCCGCUUUCGCCACUAUCCUGGAGCCUGGUACAGGCUAUUGGAAAGUUGUUUGACCGUGUUGAUUAUUUUAAUUGUAGAGCUACCUCUCUUCACUCUAUACCAGUUUCUGAUGUCUGGCGUGCGAAAGACACUAUGACAUUGAGCUAUUACCUGGUUACUGACUUGCAACCGUGCUCGGAAUAUGAGUUCAAAGUUCAAGUACUGCUGUUGGGAAUGCAACCAGGGCCCUUUUCGGACACCAUCCAAGCCGAAACAACAUCAGUCAGUAAGUUCUUUAUCUUUGUGCAUCUGAUCAGUCCACAUUCAAGGUGUCAGAGCCAAAAGAAGUAAAUGACCAACCUCGCUCCCAGGGUCUUCACUCCUAAACUUCCAUCAUUUCACGAUGUCUCUGUAGAGUAUUAUCUAAAUCGCUGCUAAAAAAAAUCCGAGAUAUAAGCGUUUUAAAGAUGUAGCACGAGCAAAACUUUGCGUUAUGAAUUUGAUCGAUAGGUGCCCCCGCGGCCUUAAGCAACAACGAAGGCGACGGUUACGAAAGCGUCAUUUUAAAAACUUAAGAAGUGAAUUCGCGCUGCCUGAAACUUUAUCGCGCUUAUUCCACCUCGUUCAGUUCGUCAAAUCUUCACUUGGAAAUUUUUUCUAAAGUUGACGUCUAGAGGACUUUAUCGAAGUUCAUGAAAAGAAAAAGAAAGUCGCUUUCUUGUGUUCACGUCCUCGACAAAACGUUAAGUUAGGCGUUUUCGGAAGAAAGAAAUGAAUUGUACAAAAAAGCGUGAUGCACGUGCAGAGUUGAUGUUUUGUCUAUCUAAACUUAUUGCUUUUUUGGUGUUCUCGUGGACGUCGCCGUCGUCGAUGCUUAUUAGUGAACUUACGCAACAGGACGGGAGAGGAAAGAAGACGGCAGACCUUAUGUGACAAGCGUGACAAUAAUUUUGUUUGAAAAAACAUUUCAAAAACUACACCUUCCUUUAAACAGACCUUUCUGUAAUAGACCAGAAAAGAUCAAUGAUAAGGGAAGACCACGACAAAACUCCCAAGUAAUAGCCCUGUGACGUUUGUCACACACAAGCGUUUUGCCGUCCUCUUCUUCCUGCCUAGCCUCCCAUGCAGGCGUUUUUAGGGGAGCUUGUUUUUCAUCCCUCCCCACAAACGCCUGCUCAACCGAAGGUAACAUUCCUUUCCCAGGCUUAGCCAAUCACAUUGUACUUUCCAAAUUCUGGAAAGUUGACCUUGACCGCAAGGUAAUCUGAUAAUUACUCGAUCUGCAUUAAACACUGGGAAAGCUUUCUGACCUCUAAUAAAUGUUAGAUUCAGAGCGGCAAAAAUAAGAUUUAGUCAAAAUUUAGAAUACUCCAUGCACUGCAUAACCUUAGCGAAGGAAAGAAAAGAAGGAAAACGGUAACUCUAGGGUCACGUUCAGUCGUGUUUAGCCUGUCAACACUUUAUUGCAAAAUUGUUGAUUGGUCACUUACCACGCAAAUAAAACAAUGGGAAAGGAAUGUUGUUUCCGGCUGAGCAGGCGUUCGUGGGGAGGGAUGAAAAACGAGCUGCCCUAAAAAUGCAUGCGUGGGAGGCUACUUCCUGCCGUGCUGUUGCGUAAACUCACUAAUCUCCCUAUUAUAAAGUCGCAAUGCCGUCUCAAAUUUAGUCUAAGAAAGCCAACGUGAUAAGCGUGAUCUUCUCUCUUUAAGCAACAAGUCCUCCACGAAAUAUACAGCAUGUUUCUAAAGGGACUGACAGAAUACAGAUAACCUGGGAAACACCAGCAACGUACUGUCAUGCGGUCACGAGUUAUAAGGUAACACGCAGGCUGAUUGGACAAGCGUUUGAAUAAAGAGUUCUGUAGAUAAACAUCAAAAUAUAUAAUCAAGGUGAUCUGAUCAAAGUAAGAUCCGACUUGGCAUUUAUUACCAACUAGCUUCAACAUGUGCGACACACCUCAGAUUAAAUUACCAAUGAAAAGUUCGUUACAGCAUACACUGAUACAUGUAUACACACGCGCGCUGAAUUUGAAUCAGAUGCUAUUGCGUGGCAACAGGAGAUGUAAAGCUGCUUAAAAGAAAUUUGCGCGCGUGCCUGCAGGGAGUUACAAGCUCAUUACGCUUGUUCAAGCACGCCAGACAGGGGGUGCAAAUGAUGAAAUAUUUUCCCCACAGGCACAAAUUACAGCAGUUUGAAGGGGGAUUGAAAUGCACCGCUUGCUUUAAAACCUUCCAAGUUAUACUACAUUCUGAACUUAGCGUCUUUCAAAUGCCAGACAUGCUUGUUCGCCAAGAAAUUAAAAUGUCUAUAUUACAAGGCUUAAAACAGUGUAACAAGUAAAUAUAUGUUUAUAUUUCUACAGAUAAAUUACAAGGAAGAUACUCAACUGAAUUUCCAAUCUGUUGUAACUGGAAAUGUCCACUCAUAUCUACUGACAGGACUUUCGCCAAGUAUUACUUAUGAUAUCAAGGUGGGCUUCAUUUUGCUUCAAAUGCCAUCAUAGAUUGCUUGUCUAAACAUUACCUGAGUAAACGUUUGCGCUUCAUCUCGCGUUCUCGCUAUCAAUAAUUGAGAGAGUUGAAAAUACGAUGCGCAGCGGAGUAUUUUUGACGAACCUAAUGUCUUUCAUCUGUUGAUGAAACACAGUGUCGAAUGCUUGAUAUUGCGUCUCAAACAAAAUGAUUUUAGAAGGAGAAAUUAAGGAUGCAAAAAUGAACAGUUUUUCAUCUGAUUUCCAAACACUCAUUAAACAUUAAUUUCCUUUGUAUUUUCUUUAUGAAUUAUUGAUGCGUUUGAGAAGUACAAUGUUAUGUUACCUAAUAAACCCAUGCAUGGCCACUUGCUGUAAAUGUUAGUAUGUAAUUUGUGUGAUUAUUCUUUACUCAGUUGCAAGCUCACAGUACGGAGGAUGGUGAUGGGCAGUUCUCUGUUCCUCAGUCUGUGACAAUUUCAAUUUUCCGACCGACAGGUAUGCUUGCGUAAAAAUUUAACACUUAUUAUUAAACAGAAGAAAAAUCUUUCAUCCCAAAUGGCUUAUUCGAAUGAAAGAUUGAAAAUAUCAAAAUUUUAAUAGUUUCUCCUUUGUUACGCAAGUGUACUUCCUUUAGAAUUAGUGGGUAGGAGUUGACACCUGUUUUCAUUGUCAAGUUACGUUUUAUUUAACAUGAGUAGGUUUCCUGGUCCCUCCCCCCCCCCCCGCUCUCUUAUGCGAUAUUAUCUAGUUCAUAGAUGAAAACAUAGUAAUUAUGUGAUUAGUACUAUAUUGUCAUCCACGCUGGAGGUAUCAUUCAGUCACCGCGUGGACUUGUUGUGGCCAGGCAAUUACUCAUGCAAUACACAUUUACCUCAAGGCCAGGUUGUUCGAAGCAGGAUUAACAAAACCCAGGGUUAUUGCGAAGUUGGAAUUCAGAUAUGACACCUUAGAAAGCAGUAUUCCUUUUGUCAACAGUUUGAUGAUUGGAUUAUGCGUGCAAAUGGACGCAACAUGUAACAUCGAACAACGUUCCGUCCGUGUGCGCGGGGUUUCAGACUGCGUCGUUACUACCAACUUUUCUUUUUUGCUUUAGGACCUGUCACAAACCUGCGAGCAACGAGUAAAAACAAAACAGAAGUAGUUCUUGCUUGGGGGACCCCACAGUCUGGAAUUGGUACUAUAACAGCUCCCCAGGUAAUCUUUUUGGCAAUAUUUGCACUCGGAUCCUUUCUUCCUAGCCGCCUGUGUCACUGACUGAAUCUAAGACAUCUUUCCCAUUCUUUUUUUCUUGUUGCAAAGAAUUUCAUGUCAUAGUUUUGAACUUGAUUAAGGUUGAGAGUUCGGAGCUUUAUGUGGCAUGAAACGGGAGAUAAAAGAUAAUAGGGAUUUAUAGCAAAUAGCUGUGGUGACCUUUACUACGGCGGCCGUGGAUGUGGAGUCCUAGGCAGAAUACGUUACCGUGGACCGCCAAAUUUCAACUUAAAACAAGCGGCGUCCAAACAGUGACUACGCGCGUUUCUGGCUGUCUUGCUUUCUCCAACGAUUUUAAGAAAUCGCCUAGGCUUUACAACAUCUGCAAUCAAAUUAUGCUUCAUGCAACGUUAUUAACUUCCAAGAAAAUUAUCAUUUGAAACUGCCGAAAUAUAUUUCUACUCACAUCAUGUUAUUCCACUCAAUAAAACAAUAUCUAAUUAGUGUCAACUAGCUUUUCCAAUUUUAUUCCCUAACGCAACUCUUUCUACUUAAAGCCUUGCUUCCAUAUGAUUGCUACGAUCGCUGUGAUCGCUGCGAUCGCUGACAAAAAAAAAAGUUCAGCGAUCAUAUGGAAACCACUUUCCAGCGAUCGCAGCGACAACGAUCACUGAGAUAGGACUUUUUCUAUCUUAGCGAUCGUUGUGGCUGCGAUCGCUGCUAUCGCUGAACUUUUUUUUUCUCAGCGAUCGCAGCGAUCAUAUGGAAACCACUUUCCAGCGAUCGCAGCGAGAACGAUCGCUGAGAUAGAACUUUUUCUAUCUCAGCGAUCGUUGUGGCUGCGAUCGCUACGAUCGCUGGAAAGUGGUUUCCUUAUGAUCGCUGCGAUCGCGGAACAUUUUUCUCAGCGAUCGUAGCGAUCAUAUGGAAACCAGGCUUAAGUUACGCAUCUUUACUAAGUAAAGUACGGUUCAAUAACUAUAAUACUUAGUAAGCAGGAAGGAUUUAUCUUGUUGUUCUCUUAUUCAUGUUUUUUUUUUUUGCCGGAACAAAAAAGGACUGUUGAACUUUGUAAGCGAGAGAGUAAAACUUGUUUUCAGGAUCAACAAUACUCGGUACAACUUCCAAAAAAAUAAGCUGCCUUUCAAAUAUCUAAAACCAGAAUUUAUAGGCCGCAUACUUUCGAAUUAAAGUCCAUAUCUAAAUAUCAAUUAUUGUUUCAUUGGAAGAGCUUUGAAAAUACAUGAUCUUUUAUACUCUAGCUUGAAGCAGGUGAAACAGAACUCAUAAAUACGUGCGUUGUACCGUUCGCGAUAGCCGAAUUCGGUCAGAAAUGUCUUGAAGCAGCAUCUACACUAAAAUAUGAAUCCUUAAACAGCUGCAUCACUGUACACAGCGUUUGAAUCAUGAAGAUAUAUAAUGUAAUGCUUCUAAACACCUGUAGCCGUAAUAAAAGACGAAAAAAAUGUGAAGAAUCAAGAGUGCCGUUGUUCGACCUUUAGCAAUGCCAUGUUUAAUAGAUGCCAAGAUCUCAUUGGUUCCUAAGCAUCAACUCAUAGUACCUUCAAUCUUAUUGGCUCUUGCAGUCACAAAGCCACAAGAUACAUACGCUCACACCACUGACAUAUGAGCUGUUUUUUUAAAAUAGCUCAAGAAAGGAAAAAGUUGACUUCUAUACUCACGUAGUAGCAACUAGGCCACAAGACAGGUCUUCACAUUGCAGGAUUUGGCGCUAAGACGAGAGGUGCACGUGCACUGCAACAUUUUUGUGCUUUUUUAUUUCUGGCCGCCGUAAUAGAGGUCGUCUUUAUUAGUAAUAGUAUUAAUAUUAUUAUUAUACAUGUUAUAGAAGCCGUUGUUAUCUUUGUUGAAGCUAUAUGGACAACCUUUUUUACAACAUUACCCACAUCGCUUUUCUGCAAGAAUUACGUGCUUAUAUAUUGUGUGUGUGGCGUUUGUUCAGUGAUACAUUAACACAAACAACAAAGGAAAAGAAUCAGUGAACCACAUUUUUUUCCGCAGGGCUAUAAUGUGUAUGAAAGUUCGAGCAGUGGGCUCCUAUUCCUUGCAAAGACAGAUCGGCACAACUACACGGUAACAGGGCUGCUUUCCGACACAGAGUACACUUUUAUUGUGAAGGCGUACAAUUCGAAAGGUGAAGGUCCUGGUGCUGCUGUUAUGGUAAAGACUAAUGGAGGUAAGUAUUGCUUUUGCUGGUUGCGAAGUUUAACUACGACUGCAACGACGUCGAGGGUAGCGAAAACGUCACUAUUUUUAAAACUUCACUUUUUUUUUAAAGUUUGCGGCUUUAAUUUCAACUCGCCUUAAAGGGGCUGCGUCGUGCUAUUUGCUAUCUUUUUCAAAAGAUAAAACUUUUUUCCCAUCAGUUGAAUUCAAAAAACAUUGCUCCAGUUUUUUCAUAGACUAUGGUAUGGCCUUGAAACUGUUUCCAGUCUUCUUUUGCUACGGAUGGCAAGGAUGUAAGUGAAUUGAAACUUGAAAAAAUUGGGCCACCUGUUUCAAGUUUUAAUACAAUGCCUGCAAACUCAUCAAAAAAAAAUUAUCAUCGUUUUUGUUCCCUGGUGAAAUUUGUUUGAUACCUUCUUCAUAACGCUACAGGAGCAUUUUAUGUAUGGGUAAAGGCACUAUAUUGAUCAUUUUACGUUUCUGUGAAAAAUGCCCACCCACCCCUCCCCUAAACCAACAUUGACACUUAGUUCUUACUUAGGGCAAAAUGUUGGCCUAGGGGAGGGGUAGGUGGGCAGUUUCACAGAAACGUAAAAUGAUCCGGCACUAUUAGUAAGUAAUGGGUUAUACGUACAAGUGACCUAAAACAGUAGUAUCCUUGUGACGUAGCCCCUUUAAAUGUCAACGUAGGUAAGUUUAGAAGGGAAAACAAAAAUUUGUCCCGAUGUGUUUACGUCCUCUUCUAAAAUGCGUGCUGGACGCCCAAUGUUGAAUUUUUGUAAAUGUUAAGGUACUGUAAAUUCUCUAUUAAGCCCCCUCUCUUUAAUAAGCCCUCCUCCCUUUUCAGGGGAAGACAGUUAAUCACUAAGCCCGCCUUCUCUUUAAGCGUCCCCCUCCCCUGCCCCUUAUUAUUCGUCACUAGUAAAUGAUAAACUAUAUUAAUCAAUCACGACUGUAAAACUUCGUGUGGACUUAUCUUGGAUGGUUUAUUCACCAACUGAAACUUCGGAUUUGUUUGUGAUCCUCAGCUGCAUGAUCUCCAGCUUCUCGUACUUGAGCUUUUCCACUCCGCGUUCUAGUUCUUUAUGGAGAACUGAUACUAUUGUCUUUGCUAAAUUAAAUAAGCUCCUCCCCCCGACAAAUGUGUUUGAAAUAAGCCCCCCGGGGGACUUAAGAGAGGAUUUAUUGCUCUUUUCACCCUUCUUGUUGCCGUCGUCUUCAUUGCUAAAGUUCCAACACGUCAACUUUUUUUUUUACUGUAAUCCAAUGUGGCUUUUGACCGUAAUAAAGUCCCAAAUGUGUCGCGGCAUUUUGGGUGAUGAUUUGUUGUUUUGUUUGAAGUAAGCAUCUCUGAUUUUGUUUGUAACAGCAAGUGCACCUCGUGAUGUUAAAGCAGUACCUUACAAUUCUUCAGCUGUGAAGUUAACGUGGCAGGAACCAGUCCCCAAACCAACGCAAGAAAAGGUUAGGGUCUUGCAGGGGUAAUUUUCAACAACCUAAAUAAUGAUUAGUAUGGUGCCUUUAACUUGGCAACUUAACAAUGGAAGUACUUCACGAAACCUUAUAAAGUGUCUAUUCGUCAUGUUCUAAAAGAGUAAAAAACUGGGUACGAUAUGCGACAGGCAGGCAGGUUAUUUAACAAUUAUUCCUCGAGCCCGAAUGGGCUCUGAGUCAAUAGCCCAUGAGGUCGAAGGCCGAAUGGGCUGUUGACUCAGAGGCCAUGAGGGAGAGAGGAAUAAUUGGGUUAGUAAAAUCCAACUAGCUGGUGAAAAAUAUGGAGACAAAACAACUUUAGCUCGUUAAAGCUAGACUUUAAUCCUUUUUUUGCCGCCAAAAAGCCGGCGCUUUCGCCUCUGGUGGGCUAUAACAUAUAGCCUAGCAGUAGCUCAACCAAUCAGAACGCAGCUUUGAUAAUAGACCACUAGUUGGAUUUUACUAAUGUUCAUUAACCGGCUGUUAUACCCUGCGCACUACAGGUGAUUCGUUCCAAACUGCAAUUAUAGUUCCAGAAAUGUUACUUAUCUUAACUUCCUCUGCUGUCCCUUUAAAGUAUCCCUAGAGUCCUUGCGGCCGUAAGUCGUGCCAGUUCCCCGCUUAUUUAGAACGUUGCUCAUUCCAACUUCGUCUCCAGGUCAUUUCUUUAACAAUUUGGGAUGGGCGGGAAAGCGGAAUCGGCUAGCAUGUUCACAAGCUUUGAGGCGCAUGGAUGCCGGGAUGAUUACGUAAUACAAAAGAAAGCCAAUUUCGCCUUCUUCCUUGUGUCAAGGAAAAUUGAACGUCUCGUUUGCGAAAUGCUUUUUACAAAAGAACUCAAUCCAAGCUUGAGCACCCAGGCCGAUCCAACCCAUGCCAAGCUCUUUGUUUUAACGAUAUACUUGACACUUCCAUUGGUUCCAGCCAAUUAAGCAUUUUUUUAUUUAAUAUUUCUAUCAUUGGAACAGCUCCUUUUCUUUGACUUGGACCCGUUUUUUAACGCUCUUAAUAUGAUUUUAACAUGGGAGCAUUUCUGUUGAGUAACACAUCAUCAUCUGCUAAUAUUGAUCGAAUUUCAUUGUCCAUUUCCAUUUCGUUGUUGUCACAAAUGCUGUUGUUGUUGUUGUUUUUCCGGAUUCUCUGCCAAUACUUCUACUGAACAUGCCCUUUCCUUCUUCUCAUGCAGACGUAUUAUAUUUACUAUGGAACAGUGGAAAAUGGAGUUAGUUCUGUUCCAGUGGGUAGCACCCCAGCCACAAGUUACACUGUAGGCAACUUACAACAGAGCGUUGUUUAUGUGUUUCAAGUGUCACUGGGUCUGACAGGGGAACACAGUGAAACUGUCAACUCGCGGCCUAAAUCAGGUUAGUCCGAAAUUGGGUGUUUGCAGGUCAUUAGGUUUUGUUGCCUACUCUUUAAUGAGGGAAUGUUAUUCUCUUACGAACUACCUCAGAACAGUGAGGCCUUCCAAGGGGUGGAAGCGACAGCAGGCGACAUGGCCCAGAAACCUGGCGACAAUCUUAAUUUUCAGAAAGCACCGACAAUCGACAGAAAAGUAGGAAAAAAUUCUGAAAGCGACAUCUGACGUCUUAUAUUUUGGACUGUUUCUGCAGCGAAAUAACAAUCUCUCUUCCGUUAUUUUUAAACAUUUUCCGUUAUUUUCUUUAAUUCGUUUUCUAAUGUUGGUAUUAUCAAAAAACGCUCCCUUCGGGAAGAAGAUUACUAACAAUAAUUCUUUCUAGGCGCUAUAUUUGCCGUGAGUUCCAAAACUGAGUACCAAUAAGAAUUUAUCCUUAACCGACAGCAGCAUUUUCCUAACCUGCAAGGCGACAGGCGGUCUCAGAAAUGAUCGACAAAGCGACAGCAUACCGUCCCCAUGAUGCCCUGAUGGAUUUAUCUCUAUAAUCGCUUACUAGAUUUUAGUUACAAGCCGAAGUGCAACAGUCAUGCUAGCUGCCCACGUAUAAGUGCAACGUUGCCACAAGUAUGCUUAUGGUGAAACAUUGAAACAAAAAGAACAAAAUGCGGGUCAGAAUCUGUCAAAAAGCCAGGAAAUGCCUUAUAACAAUUGGCCUUAUUUUUGGUCCAAAAAAAAUCGAAAACAAUUACCUACCUUUAAGUCAGCGGUAAGCCACCAAAGAUCUUUGUAACUUUUCAACUCUUCUUUCAUCAUUCUCUUUCGUAUAACUUUGUUUGUUGUCAGCUCCGCAUUAGUUGUCUCUAUAAGCGAGAAGUGUGCGUUCUUCACCAAUGAAUUUUUGAAUUUAUGAAUAAAAUGACUCAAAGUGACUCAUUGAAAACUUGAAAAAAGGUUCAUGGAAAAUUUCAUGAAAUUCAUGUAACCGUUUACCAACCCUGUUGACCAGUGAAAUCUCGCUUACACAGGGCUGCAAAUAACGGACAGCAGGUUGCCGGUCAUGAUGACCGGCCAAAUAUUUUUUAGCCCGGACAAACCCCGAUUCUGGCCGGUCAAAUAAUGAUUACUAAUAAUUUUUUUUUGCCUAAGGAAUAUCCAAUUAUGCUGGCAAUAGAUCGUUAAUACUACAUUGACGUUCACAUUUUUGACAGCAAAUUGGUGAAAAAUGCAUUCGCACGUUGUAGAGUUCCUUUCCGCGGUUUUGGCGCGUUUUAAUGUUACGUUCUACCUUGAGUAUCAUUGCACGGCGGUGUCUGAAGUCUCUAGUGGUAAAAAGUGAAGCGUAAAUCUUUUUCAAACUCCCAAGGUUCAGAAACGGAAUACACAUACAGUUCAGCAAACUUUAGAAAUUAUGAAAAAAAACAACAAAAGAAUUGGGUUAUUUUACAAAAUCUGCACACGCUUGUUUUACGUUGAUGUUCCGAAAUGAACAUCGGUGAAACUUGAUCUUUUUCCUUACCUGGCACGUGAUCGAAAGUCACUUCCUCAAAGAAGAAUCGUCGCUGACAUUUUCGGCAAAGACGUUGAUUUGCAUUGGCGAGACGUUUGUUCCACAAACAGCGUGUUGAUGAUCAGAAGUCAAUAAAUAAAUUUGGGUCAUCGCGCAACAUUUUAUCGCGAAGGGCUCAAAUGUCAACAGAAAUUUGCAUAAAGUUGUUUACAAGAACGAGAAUCUAGCGCCGCGAUAGACGACGACCUUCCCUCUUGAGUAGCUUAAAUUUUUAUCAGACCAUUCUGGAAUCGAGUCUGCAAACGAGAUUCAUGUUCGACAUAAACGAAAAUUAUUAUUAAUCGAUGCGCUAACAUUUAUUCCCGGAGAAACACAGGACGACCUGUUGAGAAUUGCGAUCGAUUUGCCUGAAUUCCUUCGAAUUCCCAAAGAAGGUCACAUUGCUGAUUACAGCAUGCAAAGCCGAAAGUACAGUACGACUUGCAACGUUGCGUUACUUUCCAACUCAGUUUGUUAUUCACUUUGUUGCGUUAGAUUACGACAUGACGACAUAAAAUUAAUUUAUUGCGGCGUUCUUUUUCUUAGAAGGGUUUAGUGCAAAGCAGCAAAAAACGCCAAAGAAAAAAGAAAUCAUUGCAGCGUUAUAGAGCAUUAAGCGCAAAUUGUAUGGAAAAUAAAGUGUUUGUAUCCAAAAAUGACCGGUCAAAAUGACCGGCAAGAAGGGAGUUUGACCUGUCAAGUCCGCGAUCAGGCCGGACAUUGUCCGUUGACCGGCCGUUAUUUGCAGCCCUGCUUACAACGCUCCCACUUUUCCUCCUUUCUAAUUCCUAACGCCUUUUACAUGUUGCUUUGUUUUUUUUUUCAGAUCAAGACUAUCAGCCGGUACACAGUCUAAAGGCUGUUGUUGUUAAUGCCAGUAGUAUCGUACUUACUUGGGAAAAACCACCUGAUAUUAAAAAUCCAAGUGAUAUUAAGGUAAGUUUUAGUGUUUAUGGUACUGAUACUAUUUUAUUGUAAUGGAAUGGAAUGGCGCUUAUAUGCUCUAGCUAUAACUUCACCUAACUUAUUUGAAGCAAAUAAAGGGCCAUUUAUACGAGAAAAAAUAAGACGCGUCUUAAAUAAGACGCGAACUGUACCAGUUAUACGAGCAUGUCUUAUCUAAGACGAAAACAGCUCGUAUAAAUGGAUCGCGUCUUAUUUCUGUUCUUGACUCGUUUUCAUGUGAAUGUUGCCCCUAGCAACGGCAAUCCAACGUGGCGCGCCAAAAAUUAACCCAUUCGCCCCUGAACCGCCCGUAACCGCCCGUGCGGAUCCAGGACCUUUCUACCCUUUGUGACGUCAUCAGUUUUAACGGUCAAGGACAACUUUCUUCGCUAACUUGUGCAGAGUGAACAGAUCUUUCAAACCAUACCAGAAUGAGCACAAUUCAGUCAAGGACACCGGAGAAAGAAGCAAAAAACCACGUGACAAGGACCUGAAAAUCUCCAUGAAAAUCUUGUUCCAUUACCCACCUACCUUUCCUUUCACCUAAUCCUAAGAUCUUAAAAGCUUUCCUAAAAACUCUUCCCACCAAAAUGAAGCCUACUAAAUGCCCAGCAAAAGAAAAAAAAAAUGAGGCAAGAAAAGCGAAAAAAGAAGGGAGGAGAGAAAGCGAAAAGUAAAAGUCAAGACUGCUGUGUCACUUUUAAACCCAAAAACGAAAUCGAAAUUUUGCUUUCUGCGCAUGCCCGAACUUCGCAAGCUGAUAUUUUGCAUCUGGAUCAGAAGGCCGCCAAGUGUACGACCUGUAAACCGGUUUGUGGUAAGUUUUAGCUCUUUAUAGCACGACAGUGACCAGAAAACCACUCGACUAGCUUCAAAACGCGUUUUUCGGCAAAAUCUCAAGGGGCGAAUGGGUUAACGCAUGCGUACUAUGGGUUGGCGUCUUAUGUAAGACGCGAAGGUCAUUUAUACGAGGUUUUUCUCGUCUUAGCUAAGACGCGUCUUAUCUAAGAACAGGUGUUAAGGGCUGUUCUAAAAUAAUACGCGUCUUAGCUAAGCCGCGUCUUAUUUUAGACGAAAUGUGCCGUUUAUACGGAAAGUUUGCUUCUUAUUUAAGAUGCAUCCUAUGUAAGAUGCAUCUUAUUUUUCCUUGUAUAAAUGGCCCUAAUGUAACAAGAACAUAUUAAACAUGAUUAAAACCUUAACUGGUAGGAGGCAACCGGUUUCCUUUUUACAAGCUUGGCCGACGAUUUAAACACGUUAGAACGGGCUUGAAGAAAACUCAAUUUGUCAAGCAAAGCUCGUCAUCCCUCUUAAUAGGCCAAUAUACAGUUGUAUGCUAAUCUAGCCUUAAAGUUAAGGCGAGGCUAGUGGGUUUUUUUUAGAGCCAUUGAUGUGCAUAGGAACAUGAAUUGCAUUAAAAGAAGGGAGAGGUUCUAUGAAAACAAGGUUACCUCUAGUCCCACUUCCACUCAAGGCCAGGAUACUCAGUACUCAGCUGAAAAGUGGUCUGGCUUCACAUUUGACUUUGAAUCACAGUAAAAAGUUCAACAAGGCCUUUACAGGGCACCGCCCGUCUUAGUUCAUUGUAAAGUUUCUUGGUACGCUUUUUUAGGGUUACCAGAUAACAAUGAGCUACACAGCCGAUGGUAGAUAUAAAAUGGAACUUUCAAACGCUACAAUGACAAGCUCUACAUUCAGGUUCUUGGAUUUCAACACUCGAUACACCUUUGAGGUGCGAACAAGAUUCAGCAAAGAUAAUUCUCUUGGUCCACCGGUCCAUGUCAUCAAAAGAACAGAUGCUUUCACUGCUCCUGUGGGCCGUUUGACGGCAAAAGUGGGCUACAACAGUGUAGUUUUAGAUUGGUCUGCUCCUGGAACGAUCAGACCCAGGGCUCUGAAGGUAAAAAUGUACCUUAUUCUGUCUAUUUUUUUUUUUUUUUUUUGGUUCUUGUUUUGGCAAGGUAUUUCGUGAGUGUCAUAUUGCCAACUAAUUUCUCGUUUGUUUGUUUGUUUGUUGUUGAAGUUGGUGUUGUAAGCACAGGAAAAAGAAUAAAUGAUAAGAACAAUAAAAAGACUCAUUAAAGGAGCUGUGUAUCCAAAUUCAGCCAUUCGAAUAAAUAAUCGCCUAAAUCACUGAGAAGGUACAUUAAAGUGUAUAUGACUUGAAAUUUUAAAAAAAACUGAUUUCAGUUCUUAUGAUAAGUGUAACAUGAAUUAACAAUUCUAAACUUUGAAAAUGUCUCUCCCAAGUCUCUUACACGGGAGACCGGGUCCAGAUGGUUUCAAAGUGCAUUAUGGGACUGUUCUGGGGGACGCAUUUUCAACAUGGCGGCAAAUUCGUCCCCCAGAGCAGUCCCACAAUGUACUUUAACAACCAUCUCGACCGAUUCUCCAACGCAACCUCAAAUUCUUGAAUUUUGGUUGUUAAAAAACUGCUUUUUCUCCCUUCAAAAAUGCCUCACAGACUGGGAGCGAGUAAAGUAUCACCGAAAGAAUGAUAUGCGUGGUAUUUUCACCCGUAUCUAGACGUUAAAAUUUGCAUAACAAACUAUAAAAUUUCUUUUCCAUUUUAAAUGCGGAAUAUUUUGUUUUUUGCUGCACAACAUGAUAGCUUGAAGAUUAAAGGAGCUUUUUUUUCUUACGUUUCUUUAAUUCAAAGUAUUCGAUUUCUCACAGAGAGAUCCUUACUCAGUGUGAGCAAAAAAAACAUUCAGACUAUUAAAUCAAUUAAAAUUUAGCAUGAGGUCAGAGAAAAAUAUUUCAAGCGUGUCGUCAGAAGCAUCUUUUGAAGAGGAGAGAAAUUCAUGCCAAGAGAAAGCAAUCAGCUGUCGUUACUUGUUCUGGCAGAUACCUUUUUUGGCAUGAUUUAUUUAUCAUUCAUUUAUCUCUCAAUCCUAAGGCAGCCCAGUGAACGCUUACCUUGCGUCUAGCGGGGUAUUGAAGCCCUUGCUUUUGUAUCAUAUUAUGAAGUAGUUCUUAGUCUUUCCUUUUCACCUCUUCCCUCAAAAGUUCAGCUUUGCUGUUUUGUUUUAAUUUUCAUAGCAUUAUUUGAUCAAAUGGAACUGUACAGGCUGCUACUACAGUCAACGCAGGGGCCAAAAAACUUGUGCUGGGACGAACUGUACUAUUCCCAACUUGCACCGGGGCUAUAGAUAUUCAUUUUCUGUUCAAGCAAUAACAGACUUUGGCCCUGGAGAAAUCUCCAUGAUCUCAGUGUUGAUAAGUCGAUACUUUGGUAAAGUUCGUAAUUUGCAAGCGAGUGUUGAUGAUGAUUACAACAUGACCAUCACGUGGGAUCCACCCCUUAAUUUGGACGCUAAAGAUAUCAAGGUAACCUUCCAGUCAUUGAAAACGAGACAUUCUUUUUGUUUGUUGUUGUUGUUGUUGUUGUUGUUGUUUUUAAUUCUUCUGUCCAGAAUUUUAAAAAUUUACUGUCUUUCAUUUGGAGUGUGGUGUUUCAUUAUUAAUUGGAAGCUUACGCAAUGACAACGGUGAGAGCAACAACUACGGCAAAAGAUUAGCAAUGAAUUAGCUAGCAAUAGAUUUAAAUUGUGCAGUCCCAGAAAAUAUCCAUAGCCGCUCGACGGAUGGCGCUUUUGUUUUAGACCCCUCACGCCCCUGAAAUUUCCAUUCUAAGAGAUGCUUGUCAAACCCCCUACCCUCUAGAAUUUCAUUGAUUUUCCAUUUUGGUUGUGUACCUCCUGGAAAGAAUAUUUCCGCCAAGAAUGUUGUUACACUAUAAAUUGAGAAACAAAUCUUUUUAGUCAUGUUAAUACAUGGUCAAAUAAACUCAAUCUUGCCUUGUAGAGGUCUUAGCUAAUGAUUAACGUAAGCCACUGCCAGAGAACUAGAGGCGCGGAUACUUUCAUUACACGAAUGAUACCAUCUGAAUGACAAAUAGAACAGCUGUUAGUUUUGCAUAACUCACCAACCUUACUUGGAGCCCCCGGAAGAAGGCCUCGAAAAGCUACCCCUACCCCCUCGGAAAUUGCCUCCUUUUUGACCCCCCGAAAGUUGAUCACGUGAUCAAGCCAUGCAAAGAGCCUAUUGAACGAAUUGGAAUAAUAGCCAUGAAGUUGGAAACAGCGCGUAUUCACUUUUAAAAUGACGUUAUCUCUGCCGUCGCCGUCCUGGUGGCGUAAGGUUGCUAAUGGUCAGCGACGGACGUCACCUUAAAUAUAACUUCAAACAUUUCACCAAUCUUAACGGCAGUUUGACAUUAUACAAUAUGCAACAUACAAUAUACAAUUAUACAACAUAGAGUGUAAUUUAAUUGGCUAUUAAAACAGAACGUUGCAUCCACAGUUCCUGGACACAUGUCCCCCUCCUAUCAAAUGAAAUAGUGAACUUACACAACAGGACUGGAAAGGAAAGAAGGCGGCAAUCCUUGUGUGACAAGCGUGACAAUAAUUUGGUUGAAAUAACUUUUCGCCAAACUUAACUUUCCUUUACAAAGAUCUUUUUGUAAAAGGCCAGAAAACAUUAGUGUUAAGUGAAGAUCACGUCAAAACACGCAAAUAAUACCCCUGUCACGUUUGUCACGCACAAGCGUUUUGCCGUCCUCUUGCGUAAACUCAAUAACAGUGAACUUACGCAACCGGACGGGAGAGGAAAGACGACGGCAAACCUUGUGUGACAAGCGUGACAAUAAUUGUGUUUGAAAAAACCGUCCACCAAACUUCACAUACCUUUAAACAGAUCUUUUUGUAGAAGAGCAAAAAACGUCAAUGUUAAGUGGAUUCCGAUCAAAACACGCAAGUCAUAGCCUUGUCACGUUUGUAACACUCAAGCGUUAUCCCGUCCUCUUCUUUCUGCCGUCUUGUUGCGUAAACUCACUAAUGAUGAUGAUGUGGUGGUGGUGGUGGUGGUGGUGUGGGUAAUGGUGAUGAACUCUUGUGAUUUAUAUUUUGUGCGGAAGUUUUGAAGGUGGCAGAAGGUAGAAUUUUUAAUCAGAUAUCAAGAUCUUAGUCUGAGUUAUCACUUAGUUUGAGUAUCUGUUUUGAAUGAAUAUACCGUAUCGGUUAUUGUUAAUUUGGCCGUCAGUUCAUGAUAUUCCAACGUUGAGAAUGUUAAUUUUUGUCUCUUAACAGUAUUACGUUGUCCGUUGGUGUAUAGUAAAUGAUGGUCCUUACUCGUACUGCUAUAGCUACAACAGCAUCCAUGUCAACAAGACAAGCUACAAAUUAAAUGUCAUGGCUGGUAGUACGUACAGGAUAAAUGUCUAUGUUAUCGCAGCUUCUGGGUCUGGUUAUUGGUCCUAUCUGUUAAAGGCAGUGCCACCGCUAAAUCUAAAGGUGGGAUAUGCUUACGCUCACCAAAGUGGAUUGCAGGUGUCCUUGUCCUGGUACCGUGUAUACACCAGUGGACCAGUGGUGAGUAAACAGUUAUCAAGAUAAUUUGCACUAGUGUAUGGAAAUCGAUGUCCUCACUGAUCGUCUUUACGCACCAUUCAGGGUUGGCACAGUCUUGAAAAAGUCCUUUGCGUGUUAAGACAAUGACGUCACAAUUUAGAGAACAAUAGGUUUGUAUGAUAUGACAGAAACUUUAAACCGUGGGCUCACUGGAACAUAAAUUUGUUAUGGCGGACGCGAAAAACACUACAUUAUUUUUCAAGUUCAAUAUUUUCACGUAAAGGCCCCCAAAGUUCAUUUCAACGACCGAGAUGGGUACAGAAAUUGAGAAGCAAAGUUGUCCAAGUCAUUCUGAUCUCAAACUCGCAGAUAAUUCAUAGCGGAAAUACAAAGGAAAGUAAUGUUGAUUGAGUGUUUAGAAAUCAGAUGAAAAACUGCUCAUUUUUGCAUUCUUAAUUUCUCCUGCUAAAAUCAUUUCGUUUGAAAAGUAAUAUCAAGCAUGAUACGCAGUGUUUCAUCACCAGAGUUCGUCAAAAGUACUCCGUUGCGCGUCGUGUUUUCAACUCCCUUCUCGUUGUUUUAUCUGGUGACGAAACACUGCGUCUCGUGCUUGAAAUAUUACGUCAAACGCAGAUUUUCCAGCGGUUGUGUGUCUAACUCUUAAAGCUCCUGCGCAUGCCACAUUUAUUUUUAUUACGAGCUCCACGUUUUGUUAGCCUCCUCGGCAAAUAAUGCCGGGAAAGGCUUCUUUUAAUGGUUGUUGAUAUUGACCAAAACAGAAAAAUGUAGAGAAGGAGUUGGGGCCAAUACUUGAGGCCUUAAAAUUCUCUUAGCUUAGACUGGGAAUGUGCAUUUAUGUACCAUCUGUGAAAUUGCAUUCCUGAUUUUUGGUCCUUGAAAAUUCGAUUUGAACAUUGGAAAGUCUUUUUAAACUGGUUGCAAUUUUUGUAUGAACCCUUCCGUUGCGAACAAGGCUCAUCAUAAGGUCGCUUUUGCAUCGAAACUUACCCUGACCUUUUCUUAAACCGUCGUAUAAUUAUUUUUGUCGGUAAGCUUGGGGUGUUCUUCUUCUGCCCUGGUAUAGUUGCGUAAGCUGAGUAACUUUUGUGGCUGUCAGGUGACAGUUUAGAGUGCAGUCGAUGUCAUAUCAGUUUGGAUGUUUAUUACACGGAUGUGCCGUUAGUAUUGGCCAACGUAAAAUGAUAACUUACCCCAUGCUUUUGUUCCCGGACUGCUUAAAAUCGACGUUCUAAGAAUCAUUUUGAUGGUUAAGUGAUAGACUUGGCAAUGCGAGAACAAGUGCCUUCCAAGUUGGAAUUUAGGCAAAAGACUGACAGAGUACACAAGUUUACGUCAUUCGUUUAUCUACAGCGUCACUUCAUUCAAUCGCACAGUUUAAAUUAAUGAGUCUGGGAGUGCUCCGAAGAACCUAUAUCAUUUGAAAUUUAUUUGUACAGGAAGACAACGAAAAAUAGUUGAUACUUGUUAGAUACUGAGGGAAAUGAAAACAUUUGGCACUGAAAAUAUUUCAAAGACGUAGAACAGCUGAAAACCAUGUCUUGUCUUUUGGCAGCAAUACGAGGUGAGAUGGAGAUGUAUGACAACAGGCUCCAGCAGCUGUUACUACUAUUACAGGCACUACUGGAACACACAAGUCGUUAACUCAACCUCUUUCAGCGUAAAUGUGACAUAUUAUGGUACUGCGUACGAAUUUGAAAUCACCGUCAUCACAUCUCAUGGCAGAGGUACCCCCUAUAAGCUGACACAAUAUGUUCCACCGUUAAAUGGAGUGCCCAGAGAUUUUUCCUGUCAGGUUACAGCGGACAGCACUGUUCUCACUUGCCACUGGUCUCCACCCACAGAUUUCAAUCCAGCUGGAUUUUAUGUAAGUAGCAAUUUGAGGAACUCGGCCUCUAUGUUUUGAGUUGUCAACUGACAACGCACACGAUCCGGCCAUUGACACAGGCGGCUCGGAAGAAAUAGGGACUUAAGGGUCCAACGACGCCACGGCAACGAGAAGGUCGCUUAAAAAAGGAAUCUGUGUUCUUUCAGUCUUGAUAGCGAUUAUUCGUACCUGCUUACUUUGUCAAAUGUAGGCGAACCUUCCUGAAGUUGGAUUUCGAGGGACCAUAUCCAAGUUCAGAAAGAGAAAUAAAAGAUGGAGAAAUAAAUUUUCGUCGUUGCUUGCUUAUGGCCUCCAUAAAACGCGAAAUUAAGCAUUUUCACGUCGUAGCCGCGCAAAAACGGCGAAGAAAUGUACAAAGACGUGUGACGCGCGUCCAAAGUUGUUGUUUUGCUUAUUAAGCAUAUAUAUAAUAUAUAUAUAUUUUUUUAUUUAUUAAACUUGAAUGACAAAAAGAUCUACAACAAACUUCCUCUCUUGCUGUUUAAUACAGACGUUUUGCCCUUCGGGCAGGCGUAUUUUCAAAAUCAUCCACUGAAUAUUUUUAUUUAUUUAUUUACAUAUUUUUAUUAUUAUUAUUUUGACGUUCUCGUUGUCAUCCCGUCGGUGAGGUCCCUAAUAAUACGAGUGUCAACAAUAGGAGUCGAACCUAUGACCUUCUGGUUACUAGAUCAGUAACCAGAAGGUCAUAGGUUUGAUUCGUACCAGGGGCACCCAACGUCAAUUUUUGGAAAAUAUCUGUUCGGAAGACGAUUUGAGAUCUAGAAUUUUCAGAACAUUUGUAAAAUUUUACUGCUUGCCUUCCUCUCCUAGGAUUUUCGAACAUCUAAAAAAUGGUAUAAUUGUCCAUUUUUAACGGAUUUUUACCCUAAAAAGGUCACCUAGAAUUUUCGGGAGCCUUUUUCUGGCUUAAAUUUUCGGAAAGGUAAGUUUUGAUCCCUAUAAGUUUCGGAUCACUAGACUUUCAGCUAGGAAAUCCGAACUGAUGAAAGAUUUUCAGGGGAUAAAAAUAUGCUAUAUCUACCGUUUAAACACUAAAAUACGUUCAACAAUGCUAUGUUUAAGUGGUUUUGAACUAUAUUCUCGUUGGGUGCCCCUGUCCUAUGAGGAGGUCUUGGAGUUUUUCAUCCUAUGUAUCCGUCUGUAUCACUGACCAGUGAAAAAUUAUCUUUCUCAUGUAUUCACUGGGCUUAAAAUUCACCAUCACAUUUCUAUUAUUUCGCAAACCUGAAAUUUCUUUCCUUGCAGUACUACUGGUUAAGGUACAAGUGCGAUGACUGUCAGUACAGUCAUUUCUAUUACAAGCAAAUCAGUGGCAUCAAUACAACUUCCACCAAUGUAUCCGUGAGCAGAGGAGCGCAGUGGACUGUAAUGUUGCGAGUAUACACAAGAUAUGGAUAUGGUAAAUACGCCCAGGUAAAAUUGGUUACAAUGGCCGUGGUGAAUCCAGUUGUAGACUUGAAGGCCACGUUAGUGGGCAACACAAAAGUUCAUCUCUCAUGGAAAGCACCGUUAAAUACUCGCGAUAUUCAGGUGAGAAACAUCGAACCCUCUUCACCCCAUGUGAGGGAAUCUGGAUUCCAGAAUCCGAGAAAUUUUCGCUUUUGGAAUCCGGAUCCCACUAACGAUUGGAAUCCGGAAUCCAAGUUCCACUGAGAAAAAAAAAAGAAUCAUGGGCCGGUUCCUAAAAGGCCGAUUAGCGUUAAUCCAGGAUUAACAUUUUGUUCCGUUUUGGUAUUACAUUUCUAUGUAUUGCCUAGGGUAACAUUUUGUGCUAUCAUUGCUGUAUCUCGUAGUAAAGGUUCAACAGUAUUUUGCAACCUCGAGUUGCCUGCUCUAAAAACCGUGCUUAAAAUUUGGCUUAAUCCUGGGUUAGACUUAACAAUCUUUCGAGGAACCGGGACCAGGAAUCCAAUACCCAGAAUCUGGGAUCCACGGCGCAGAAUCCUGAGUACAAGACUGUGGUGGAAUCCCUUACGUAGGGCGACACUUAGUCCAAAGGGAAACAGUUAAUUUCGGUUUAGCCUACGAAGGCGGCCGUCACUAUUCGCUCCUCGCCGCUGGGGACGUUUCGUUUUCCUGCUAAACGUCCCUAGCGACGAGGAGCGAGAAGAGAAGGCUGUACGCAGGCUAAUUUCGCUUUGGAAGUAUUGACAAUUGGGUACACACAUCAUUCGACCUCGAACUAUCCUCUAGCAUGCUCUCUUCUGAUUAUACCUACCGAGACCUUGAUUAUCCCGGCCGGGUAUCACAAAAAUCGAAUCUAAUAAGUAUUUUAUUAUACAUUGGUUUGAAGAAAAUAACGACAAACACUCCGUCGCUCGAAAUACAGUUUGAUAUUGCUCUGUAUGCAUUGUGCGCGAGGUUUUCUGGUAGCAUAUCCGUAGGUUGCACUUACUUCUCAAAUCCAUUGCAGGCUCUUAGCUAUUCAGAAGACAGAUAAUGACUACAAUGUAGAAUAAGAUCAUCGAGAUAUCGGUAACCUUAAUUUAACGCGAAUGUCGUCUUACCAGGGCUCAAAAUGACGGCCGGUCAACGGACAAUUUCCGGCCAAGAUGACCAUUAUCCAGACAAACCAUUCGGUUUGUAUGUCAUUUUGACCUGACACGUAAAUAAGCAACAAGAAAAGUGCAUUUUCACACCAUUAAGAGGACAAUUUUUUUCACUUUAUGUUUUUGAUUGAUAGGCCAUUACGGUCAAGUUUUUAUCUAGCCUGUUACAGGCGUUCAGAUAGUGGGGAGCAGUGCGAAGUGAAAAGGAUCGCGAAAAAUUAAAAACUACUUCCCCAGUCCCCCUCUCCUUUUUAUCGCUUUCUUUACUUCGCACCGUUCCCCACUAUCUUAAUGCCUGGAACAGGCUAGUUAUUAUCGUGUUAUUGUUAACAUUUUGACCGGUUUUGUCCAGGUAUGAGCGAGCUAUUUUUUCUUUGGCCGGUCAACGCAACUAGCAAAGGUCCUAAAUUUAUUUUGAGCUCUGACAUAUAUGGUGUUAUUGAAGGGACUAUGUUAUGGCUGUCUAGUUCAUUGUGUUAAUGUUCUCAAUCAAGACCUUUAGAUUCUAAGACGAGUACGACGACGACUACGAGAUUUUCUCAAUGCUAAGUGGUGCACGCGCGUGAACCAACGUCAGUAGGGACGAGUUUACGCGGUGACGACGGGAAGCUUAGACGACGGCGUUCGCUUUGAAAUUACGUCACGAGCAUGCGCAAUCGUGAGGGCAUUCAUGUGUAAAAGCCGUCGUGCUCCAGUCCACGACUUCAGUUGACCUGUUUUGAAGUCGACUUGUCGACGCGAGUCGACGUGAGGUUUAUUGCUUAGAAACUAUUUUUCUUCGCUACAUUUACCGCUCCAUCGCCAUUUAACUUCAGUUCAUUCAUCAUAGUUUCCAACCUGAUGUGUUUAACGCGGACUUUCCUCUUCAAAUUGACCCAUUUUUUUCUUAACAAAUCGAAACGCGCAUUUUGAAACGAACACGAGGUCAUUAACGUAAGUUAAACUAUUUUACAUCCAGAAAACGGACGUGGUUUUGUUUCCACUAGUUUCCAUUGAUUUAAGAAUCAAAGUGUUAACAAAUAUUUUAUUUGUGAGCUGUCACAUAUUCGGUGGUUCCUUAAUUGGAGGCUCUACAUGGACGAGAAUUCUGGCUUGACUUGUUCAAAUCAUACAACAGCAAAAAAAAAAAGCAAAAAGCAACAUAUCUCUGACUUCUCUUAAAGAAGGCAUGCCGUAUAAAGCAGUUAGUAGUCAGGAAUCCAGGUUUUAGAAUCAACAGUUGCACAGAUAAAUAGUUAAAGUCCAAAUCCCUUUCGCCCGCAACGCCGGGAAAAAUGGUUUUGCAUUUCGCGUCAAAAUCAGGAGUGCCGUCCUAGAAUUUAUCGAUGCGUAACGUUACGCGACAGUGGGUAAACUGAGGCUAUCGUUCCAGUCCCUUUCGGUCGAGAAUGCCGUCGUGAAAACCUACUGUCGUCGUUGCGUAAAGUCCCUACUCUGGCGGGAAAACGUGAUAGCCCUCGGCACUCUACUACGAGUCUUAGCGAGAAUGUGGAAGUGGCGAAAACAAGUAUAAAUUCUCUUUGGCGAAACGGGAAGGUGGGUGCGUGAAUGGAUGAAGGAACACGAUACGGAUAUACGGCUUUCACGAACUCAAACUUCGGCCGUUUCUGAACACGCCAAUAAGACCGGGCAUUAUCCGCUCUGGGACGAAGUUAAGUCCCUCACUGGUACUCUGGUAGGGUUAAGGUGGCUAUCGACAUAUCACUUCACCCUAACAACAUCAACAGGGACAGUGGAACUGAGAUUCCUGAAGCGUGGAUGCGUACAAUCAGACAACAUGACAACCGACCUCUGUCACAGCGGACCGCUUCGUUAUCAGUUUCUUCCCCUCACAAUGCCAACAAUGCUUUGGAUCGAAACCCACCAACCAUGAGCGAGGUUUGUGAUACACCAGUACCUGACAACCACGGUGGUACAAAAAGUUCGACUCAGUAAAUCGACACAAUCGCCUGAUGAGAACCUGCAGUGUGCGUUCAAAAUGUCGCGAUCAAUAUCAAAGUGACAAUCGUGAGACAAACGAUAAAACUAAACCCUUUAUACACAUUAUCCACGAUGAUUAAUAUCUUUCAUAUAACAAGUUAUCAAAUCCCUGAAAGGUUUGAACCCAGGAGUCAUUUCAAAAGUAUUGACCAAUCAGGUCAAUAACCAUAGUACGAUAUCAUCAAUGGGCGUGAUACUACUCACAUUGACUCUGAAGAGACUACCGCACAGGUUGUCGAAACGUCAGUCACUGUCAACAACAGUCCUAUUCAGGAUUACGUUCACCCGGACGAUCAAACUCAACCUGCUUUUGAAGUUAUCAAACGUUUAUCAUUUGCGAUCGGGAAGAGGCGUAAACUCCUCCACUAAAAAUAACAGUGCUAGCGUUUCUGGUGGGAAAUGAUAAAAUCUAGCUUUCCGGGAAGUCUAUAUUUUGAGAAUACGCGAAAAAUUUCAAGUCAAAUCUCGUACUCGAAUCUAAAGCUCUCUGUUAGCGCUCGUUUAUUCGCAAAGCAACUUAACGUUAGCGAGGUUUUAUGACUUGGGAAUGUAGAAAUCACAGCUUCGUAUCAAUAAAAUUUUUCUCUCAAAGCAUUGUUUGAAACGGACGCAACAACUCCCAACAUUGCUGGAGUUGUUGUGUCCGUUUUCACGUAGCUAAAAGUUUGACCGGUUUCAAACUUUGCGCCGCAACAACUCCCAACAACACGCAACAACAUGCAACAGGGUGUGCAAACAGACGCAAAAUUUGUUGCUGGCCAACAAUGUUGUGUCCGUUUGCAGGGGGCUUUAGGCUAGCAUUUUUCAAAAACUGCAAUUGCAAUCCGUUUCAAUCUUCUUCAAGUUUGUCCAUAAAAUGAAAGCUAAUUUGAGGGUCUCAGUGGGGUGGUGGCUUUUACGGUUAUCGGCUAAAAUUCUGGCUCUUUUACGGCUAUUGGUUAAUUUUUUUCAUUUACGGUUAACAAAAAAGUUAGACACUAAUUUCUUUUGUUUUAGAGAGUUAAAUGUUAAUGAACCUGUACUUUUUGUAGCUUUAAAGCAAAGUAAAGGUCUUAAGAUCAUCUCGGGAUGAAAUGCUAUCCUUCUGAAAAAUUUUAACAUUUGACAGAUCAUACUUUUUAUAAAGUAUUCUACUUCUAGUAUUAUUUUAGGCAAAGAAAUGCCAAUAGUCAAUUUAAGACGCGAACGCCAAACUCAAGACCGGGGGCGUGACAUUCAUUUAUAACAGAAAUGGCCGUUUUCACACUAGAGACGGGUCCCGGGCGGGAGACGGGUGAUUCGCGUGAGACGGGUUAUCCGUUUGAUAAUUGUGUCAGAUAAGCAAUACGUCUUAGUUUCAAAACGGAAUGGUUUUAAUUUUGAAUGAACAAUCCACCUGACUUUAAUCGUCAAUUUUGACGGACAGUUUAGAUAUUGAUUAUCCGUUUCUGAUAGCCUGUGUACAGCCGCCUCCACCAAUAAGAAAAAAUCGGAGAAGGGGUGUCUGUGGGGGAGGGGGCGUCUGCACACAGCUCUAGUGUGAAAACGGCCAAUCACAAAAUUCCCGUGUCCAGCGUUUUUAAUGAUAGCGAAAGACUGUACAGAACGACUCAGUCUCCUGUUGCCUUGUCCGUAGGCCUCAUUGUUCCGCACGGCUAUAUGAGUUUCGGGUCACGUGGUCCGAGUGAGUUUUUUUCUCAGAUACGCCACCGAAAGGCCUUGAACGAGAUUGCGUGGAAAGACACCUUUAAUACAAGAACUAGACAUGGCAAUGUCUACCGUGGCGUUAGAGAUAAACAGACAAUUGUUGUUUAUCGGCAAUGUGUUUUACAAACAGUGACAUAUCUCUGCGUGUUGUUUUACUAGUAUUUCGAGGGCUCGAUCUCUUUAAAAUCGCAAAUAUUAAUCCCCAGCAAGAAGCCAGAUUUUCGCUAUGGAAAACAUUAGUUCUCCGAGAGAGCGACGAAAAUGGAGUUUAGGUCUAGGUCAACACCUAAAAGCUAGGCGCUUGGCCUAACGUGCGUACGGAGUCAAAGUAGCCGGAAAGUAAAAAACGUAACCAUAAAAAAAGUGAGUUUAACACCUUCCUUAAAUUAACAAACCCAGCUAGGGAACAAUUUCUUUUAAGGUUAACUCUUUUUACCCUAUUUACGGCUAACGGUUAAACUUUUUCAAUUUUUACGGCCAUCGACUAAAUUUUAAACCGUUUUACGCCUGUCGGCUAACCCCAUUGAGACCCUCUAAUUUGCCCAGUAAUUUUUGAUGAGAGGAAAGCCCUGAAUUAACCUAAAAUGUGCAAGACUCUACUGUACUUUCAAAGUAUUUAAUAGGAGAGUACAGGUUUCGUCGGGUUAGAAAUGACCGUCUCUUUCUUUGCUUAUUUCUCCAGAAUUAUUUGGUUAUCACUGAAUGUGACCACUGCGGUUUCAGUACCACCAGAACUAUUACUACGCAGCCGACGCUUGACGUAACACUUCCUUGUGGUAACACGUAUACGUUCAUCGUCAAAGUGCAAACAAAACAUGGUACUAGUGGGGACAGUAAGAUCCAAUUUGAAUUAAAGCCGUCAGUUGGUGCAGUUACUAACCUAAUGGUUAACUUCAUUGAUGGAGGAGAAGACACAAACGGCACAGAUUGGUCAAAAGAACGUGAGAAGGGUUUUCUGUUGACAUGGAAUGCCCCACGUGAUAUAAAUGCUAGUGAUAUUCAGGUAAGAGAUUAACUGCGAACCUUUGGAGACGUUCUGCCCUUAGACCUAAUUAGUAUCUCGUGCACACUCAAAUCUGUUAAAAUGUUCUUAACAGGAUAGCAGAUAGUACCACCACAGAAAAUAAGGAUCAGUAGCUUUCAUUUGAAUUGGCACGCGAUAGAACUUCAUCCACAGAAUCCACACAAACUCAAAAGUAAGAAGCAGUUUGUAUAGUAUAAUAAACAGUGCCACAGAACAGAAAAGUGCUGCUCCAUUAGCUUUCAUUGAAUGGUAACAGUUUAGGAUUGCAUGCAGUUUCAAAAGUUAGAACCACCUCGUAGCUCUCAUUUAAAUGGUUACACCGUAGGAUUUCAUCCACAGACUUCAAAUUUAGAAACACCUGAAAAAGUAUAAGAAACCACAUGGAAGUACUGUUCGGAAGCUCUCGCAUGACUUCUCGCGACUCCCCUAUCCACAGUUUCAAAAGUUAGAACCACCUUGUAGCUCUCAUUUAAAUGGUUACACCAUAGGAUUGCAUUCACAGACUUAAACGUUAGAAACACGUGGAAAGGUAUAAGAAACCACAUGGAAGUACUGUUCGGAAGCUGUUAUCCACGGACUUAAGAACCAUUAUUAACAACACUCUAUCGGAGCGUACACUUGGGAGUCGUUGUAUCAGGCGUAUAUGAGGAUUUUUUGUACUGCAGUCGGUGUUAAUUGUUAAGGGUUGGUUGAAAUGGGUGAGAAUUGGAGACUUAGAGCCAUAGUGGACGUUGCUUGGUAUGUAAAUAGCUCGAGUUUUUCCCCGGAAGUCCUAACGUUUACUGGCUCACCGAAUAGUGAACACGCACGACUACCAAGAAAUAUUAUGGACUGGUCGCCACUUCUCCAUUUCUUUCCCCGCGCGUACUGGGUGCCUUCCAUUUACCAACAAAUUGCGUAAAUUCCGGUUUGGGUGUAAAUGGAGCAGGAGUUUUCGGGUCAUUCCAGUGGAAGAUAUUCGGAGCAUCAGAAAGUCUAAAAUGGUAGUCCUGACUCCUGUUUUUCCGGUCGGAAUGUUCCAAACUUAAAUUCGUGUUCCAGUUGUUUAAACCCAUCUUUGAUACCGCUUUUCAGACUUUCUCGUCUGUUUUUCCUUAAAUGAACUGAUUUAUGCAAACAGUAAUAGGUCAGUGUAUGAUCUAUUUGGCUUUAUUUUUACCCCAGCUGUUUAUUUAUUUUAUUUAUUUUUGUAUUUUAUUUUAGUACUACGAAAUAAUAGUAACGAACCAAAAAACAGGAGAGCUUGUUAAUCAUACGACAACGGACGCGAAAGCAACGAAUUGGACAAUAAAACGGAAGGACCACGUAGACGACCUUCAGCCUGGUGAACGAUAUGUCUUCCAAGUUCGCUGCAAUGCUUUAUGUGGCUUUGGAUCGAAUAGCACCACCGUUGGAUUAUAUUAUAGUGGGUAUUUUUCUUUGGCGUCGUCCAUUUUUAUUCAUGAGACUUAACUGAUUGCAGAGCCCCAUACGGUGGGUUCGAGUUAUUGAAAUUCAUACUUGGUACUAGGGCUGAGGGGUUUUGCAGUGGAACUCCUUUAUUCAAGGUACCGAAGUGAGUCUCCCCUGAAUGGAGAUUGGGCUGGGGUUUGUUAAUAAUCAACAAACAAAGGAAAUGUAUAUUUUUUUAUUCUGCCUCAGAAUCUCCUGCAGUCAAAGCAGCUACAUAAUACACACAAAAAAAAACAUGAUAAACUUAUCUUUGCGAUAUUGUGUGUUGAAUUUCCGCAGGUGCAUGAAAUUGAUUUAUGUGAGAUAGUGAUAAGUGUACUUUUAGAGGUGUCGACCCUAUUUGUGGUCGGUCAAGUUAUGAGUGCUAAUGUCUUCCCUGAAUAGAGGCUAAACCUGGGUUUCGGGACCAAGAAAAAAAUGUCCCUUUCUCCUGAACAGAAGUGCCCCUUCAAUGGAGAGAUACAAAGAUUAUGCGAAAUUUUUCCAGAACCAAAUUUUUUGUCCCUGAAUGGAGGUGUCCCAAGCGAGAGGUUCCACUCAAGAGAGGAUAAAGCGGACAGAGAAGGCAUCCCCCAUACACACCCUAUUCCAUAGGUAAUUCGUCUCGAAUUAUUUUUAAGACCACAGAUCCCAAGGGGGAUUAGACAACAGCCAAUCACAUAGCGCGAAUGUGUUCCGCGUGGAUGACCCACGCUCAGAGCCACGCGUCCUUCACGAAUUGACGCUGAAAAAAGUGGCGGAAGACGCGGAAAGCGAUAUUGCUAUUUGUUUUGUCGACGAAAACGACUAAAGGGAGAUUUCUACUAAAGCGGUGUCAGCGAAAUGGAAAUUAAAAAAGAUUCGCCCUUCAUCUCUUGUAUAGAGCUAACAGUACAGCAGGGAAAUCCUUAACCCACGGAAUAUUCUCUCAGGAUCAUUUAUAAUUUACAGUUUGAAGAGAGCAAUUUCUGGUUUGAUAUUUAUUCUUUUAUUAGUCUUUUAUUAUUCAACAAAAAUAACACUUGGCGUCCUACUUGCUUUAUUGUACAAACGAGCAGUUUCAAUAGACCGGCGAAUUUCUCAUUUUAUUAAAGCACUGAUCAUGAGGUUACGACGACUUCGAGUUAAACUGAUUUCACGGGUUGUCAAAGAGUCCAGCGAUUCCCUUUUCCCAGGUGAGCGCCGACUCAUUUCGCUAUUCAGAAUAUGAAUAUAAUAUAAUAUUCAGAAAUGCUCUCGAUCUCUUUACGCUUUCAUUGCCUUUCGCCCGACAUGUUUUGCACGGCGUUUAGUCAUGCGAAACCUCCACGAAACAUCCACGCAGCAGCGCGCGAGGUAACUUUAUCCCGAUUCUAAAAAUAACUCGAGACGAAUUACCUAUGGAAUAGGGUGUGUAUGGGGGAUGCCAUCUCUGUCCCCUUUAUCCUCUCUUGGUUCCACUGUAAUACAAAAGCCAAGCCAAGUGUGGAUUUUGAUAAUUCGAAACUGGUUCAAUUUUCGCCGUGGUUGUCAAAGACGAAGGAUAAAAAUACAAAAAUAAUAACGGCCUGAGUCAGUGUGUUACGCGGGUAAUCUUUUAGAGGAUGGGUAGCUUGCAAACUAAACUGAACGCAGGGUUGUCGGAACAGCAACAAGAAGAUUUAUUCCAAAAAAUGAACGUAGUUUCCACGAAGUAAAACUCCACAACAGCACUUAACUCGUUAAACUUACACGGCCUCCGCCAACUUCAAUUGACUUGAUAAACUCACACGGCCUCCGUCAUCUUGAAUUAACACUGCUUCCGUCUCACUUGACUGAACACGACUAACGUGAGACUCUCUUCGCUUCUGAAAACUAGUUAAAACUUAACUCGGACUCGCCUACUUAUAUACUUCCACAAAAACAUUCUAAAACUUUCUAAAUAGUCUAAUUAUAGAAAAGUUACAAAAUAUACCGCUUUAGAAACGCUUACUCAAGAUCCUAACAUAAACAAACUAUGAACUCUCGCGAACCUUCUAGAAUGUCACGUUUACAGUCAAACCAGGUCAAGCGUUCCCGUCGCUAACAAACUAAUGAAUUCAUUAAUGGAAAAAUGAUUUCGUUUGUUGAUUCAAUAAUCCAUUCAUAAAAUGAAUAAUCCAACAGUCAAAUUGGACCUCGAUUCAAUAAUCAAAUGUUGAUUUGGUUUAUGAACAAAAUCUACCUGUUCUUUAUUCUUGUCUGUUUUGUUCAAUCGUAUUUGCUUCCUUUUUCCUGCCGUUUACGAUUGCGUUUUUCAUUGCCUUUAAUCAAAAUAACAGCUAGAAUAGACAGACCGCAAACGCAAAGAAACUAUGAGAAACUGACAACGGCCGAGGAUCGAAAUCCACCAAUCACCGCACAUACACUGACCUUAGUUUGACCGUUGUGUUUUCUAAGAGGUCAGGCCUAGGUCUGUUGCACUGAUUACUGGCAGCAAACUGGCGUACAUGUAACAGUUUGUUUGGGUUUGAACUUCAGAACUCGCCAGCACUCGACUCUCAGAAAAAAAAGAGGAAAAAACAAAAUUCUGAGGUCAACUUGUGGAAAGUGUAGUUUUUCAAAAACAGUAAUCGAAUCAACAUUCGAUUAUGGAAUCGAGGCUAAAUAUGAAUAUUGGAUUGUUCAUUUUAUGAAUGGAUUAUUGAAUCAACAAACGAAAUCAUUUUUCCGUGAAUGAAUUCAUUAGUUCGUUAGCGACGGGAACGCUUGACCUGGUUUGACUGUAAAAGUCGCUCAAUACAAUUUUUCGUAACACAGUGAAGGAACCUAGAACUUACAUAGCAAAUAAAAAAAAUGUAACGGAUGAACAAAAUUGGGAAAGAUUAAAUCAGAUUGCAAACUGUUGGAAACUGUUCAGUUUUAGCAGUCUAUCUCUAGUUGCGAAACCCGUGUUAUUUCUUUGUCAUGAGGUGAGAUGGUUUUGUUUCAUUUAGAGGUAAUUUAAGUUUUAUAUAGCUUGUUUACAGCCGUGUGUCCCAGAUUAUUAUUUAUUUAUUUAUUUAUUUUGACGGGAGGGGGCGGCUGAACACUGACUACGUUAAUCGAGCGUAUCGGUAAAACUUAACAACAUUGGACUUAACUGCACUCUAUUUUUCGCAUUAUCUCCUUAGAGGGUAGUGUCAACCCAUCAAACAUUCCGUCCCAGCCGACCCCUGCUCCUGCUCCUGCUCCUGCUCCGUCCCCAGGAAAGCAAACCGGCGGCAAGAAGAAAGGUCUGAGUCCUGUGGUAUGGGCAGUUCCAGUCGCUAUUGUCGGUUUAAUAUUGAUCAUUACUUUGGUUUUCUUCGCUCGUAAAUCCCGUCGUCUCGAGCGCUCCAUGUUUGCUCUUAUGACUAGACGAUCAAUGGAUGAGGACGGCACAAUUACUUUCCAUACAGGUGAGUAUCUGUCGCUAUUCAAUUGUAUCCUUAGUUGAAAUUUGACUUUCAUUUCUGCUUUUGUUUAUGUAAAUAUUAAACAAUGACAUAAUUAUCCUUGUUAUACGUGAAUCUUUGUUUACACUUUUUGCCUCGUUAACAUAUGCUUAUCACUAUCUGAUGACGCUAAUAAAAUAAAAACUCUGAAUAUUGAAAAGCCGUAACAGUUCAGUUAUCUCUGAAAAUUUGAGCCCAAUACACCGAAUGGUUUCCGAGAAAUUCUCUUCUAAAAACUCGAAAUUUUUACGGAGAAUGUAUGGCUCAUAAACUUUUUUUGCCACACAGUAAUUUCGCAGUUUUUGAUGGCUGAUAUCUUCUUCAAUAUUGCUUGCAAAGAGCUGAAAAUUGCACAAAUUGCUCAACUUAAUCAGCUCUUUCAACUUUUGCAUUUAGUUCAUAAAUACGGCCACGGCUUCUAUGAGUUGAGUCAUAUGCUAAUGAGGAAAAAUGUAAACAAUAACGUCAGCAAAGAUUCUCCUAUAUAGCUGGAAAACUUUUUCCCAACAACGCGCGCUCUCAUUGGUUACUUCGAGGUCACGUGACAUCAAACAAUGAAACUGUUUCCCGCCAAAAUCUCUGAGCGGGCAACAUUGCAAAAUCUACGACGUCAGAGGGUAACAGUGCACAGUUACCGCGAAUGUUGACCGACGACCGCCGUUAUAGGGAGGUUUGAUAAUUUUCCAGCUAUAUAAAAAAGUCCGCCUCGGGAAACAAAUUAGCACUUUCCCUCGGGACCAUUCAUUAAGUGUUUAAUCGUCUGUUCACGGUUUAUGCAGUUGGUUUUAGGGACGGACCAGUUGUUUCGGGUGUAUGGGGAAUAUUCGAGCCGCAUGAAUUUUUUUCGUUAAUAUUUCCCUCGCAUGAAUUUUUUUAGGCCGGUGCAGGAAUGUUUUUUAGGUCUACUUGGCAUCCAUGAAUUUUUUUCGUAAGAUUAUCUCUUGCACAAUUUUUUUUUACUUCGCACACCCACCCCACCCCUUUACGUCUCUAAUGGCCCCCCGUCCCUUUGUAUAGAGAACAGGACAAGGAAAUUCCUCUUCAAUAUUACAGAGCCAGAGUUUUGAAUGGCCCAUGUUCUUGCAAUUUUUGACGUUUUGGGGUUAGGGGCCUAGGACUGGGUAACAUGGGUUGUAUCGUGUUAGGCCCAGCUUUUGUUACAACAACCAGUCUGUAAACGUUUUGCAUACAAGCAUAAUAAGCUUAUUUGAGUCGUUUUGUUUUUGUUUUGUUUUGUUUUGUUUUUUUCUGUUUUUUUUUUCUUAGAAGAUGAGGACGUUCCCUUGAUCCAAGGCUUCUCCGACGAUGAACCAUUAGUCACGGCUUAA
Porites lobata is the source of this 78049-nucleotide messenger RNA. Lineage: Eukaryota; Metazoa; Cnidaria; Anthozoa; Scleractinia; Poritidae. The record is from the annotation of a GenBank genome assembly.